Podarcis lilfordi (Lilford's wall lizard) is the source of this 68216-nucleotide messenger RNA. The record is from the annotation of a GenBank genome assembly. NCBI's taxonomy places the organism in Eukaryota, Metazoa, Chordata, Lepidosauria, Squamata, Lacertidae.
AUGUUUACUCCUUGUGGCUUCAGCCCUCAUCAUCUACAUCCACCCAAAGAAGGUGAUGAAGGAGGGCUGAUCUUUCAAGAUGGAAACCUCACCUCAGCAUCUCUUGAUGCUUUAAUCCAGCAUCUUAUACCUACAGCUGACUACUACCCUGAGGUAAGUCCUAUGUUAAUGUAAGCUGCCACAUCGCUUUCAUGAACUGGAUCAUUGGGAGGAAUUCUUGCUAUGUCCAACAUACUGUCAGGGCAUGCAUUUCAGCUUGCCAGACAGAAUGUUCCCCCCUCCCUUUUCACUUACUGUUCUGGGAGUUCUCUCAAAAAACCCCAGAGCCAAUUUUUUUUUGGGGGGGGGAGGAGAGAGAGGAAAGCCCCAUUGCACAAGUGGUGGUCUUUGUACAGGGCUUCCACUGAUGGGACUCAUCCAUUUCAAAUCCCAGUUCAAGUGCUAGCUACCACUUUAAAAGUCCUAAAUGAUUUAGGACUAAGGUACCAAUGGAACAACAUCUCCCAUAUGAGUCUUCAUUCACGUUUCAGUCAUUGUGGGAGAUUUAUCUGAAUCCCACUGUUGUCGGAGGUUUGGUUGAGGGCUUUCAACAUAGUAGGAGGUCUGUUUGGUUUAUGGGGCAUUAAAAUGCUAUUCUUUUUGAAUGAGCUUAAGGGCUGGAGUAUACUGAAUGUGAUCUCCCAUACUGUUUUACUGGAUCACUGCAAGUUUUAUCAAUAGUGUUCUAUACUUUGUGAGUUGUAACCCUCCUUGGGUAUUGCUGUAUUCAGUGGAAUGAUAGGGAAUAAAUAUUUAUGAUUAUGUGAUUCUUGUAGAGCUCUUUCACACUGAAGUAGCAUGGUUGCCCAAGUGGAAAGGAAAUUUGUAUCAUGACAAGAAUUGUAAAUGUUUGAUGAAAUGUAGGAUACACUGCAAGAUAAAUGGUUCUGUGUAACCCUUUGAUUUAACCUGAAGUUUGUAUUAUUCUUCCUAGACUUCAUCCAAAUCACUGGGGCAAAGUCAAGGGGAGGAAGGGAUGUUAAACAAAUAUCAUAUACUAAGAAUAGCCUAACCAACUGGAUCAGGGGGCAUGUUCAUAUUAUUGCUAAUUCUAGUUUGCUAAAUGCUUUCAAUUGCACUCACAGUUAAAAGAGCUUAAGUUCCAUUUAGUUCAAUUACUUCUAAACAUGUAUAACUUAGGGCUCAAUUGCAGCCACUGUUAACUUGGCUUUUGUUGUUACAUCUAGAAGUACUUCAUUAGUGAGAGUCUAUAGCCUAACAACUUUUGAUUGAAAACAAUGGUCAUUUACAUGAAAGGAAAUGAGCACUCAAUAUUGCAGCCUUAGCACAUGAAAAGAGUGGCUAUUUAUUAAAAAGAAACUCCACUGUGCUGGAGAUGAAUACUCUACCAAGGCUAAUGCUUUAAAGUCAAUAAUUGCAAAGUUCAGCAAAUUCUGACAUUUUUAGCAACACACACAUUAACAUGAUACAUAUCCAUAUUAUAUUCACAGUUUCAUAUAUUCAUAGAUUAAUUUUGUCCUGUGAAUGAAGCAUGAAAAAAUUGGAAACUAAAAGUAUAACAAAAUUGUCUAAUUUCUUUGCCUAUUUGUUUGUUUUUUUGGUUGUGAAGCAGAUGUUUAAUCUUAACGUUGUUGGUUUUUUCUUCAUGUAACACUGCAGGACUAUACAAUAACUUAUGUUUUUUGCAUAGGUGCUGUUUAAUUAGCUGCAACAAUAUUGGUUUUUAUCCUCAACCAUGUGUCUCAAAAAUGUGGUUAACAGUUUUGAUCUACUAAUUAAAAGGUAAAGGUACCCCUGCCCAUAUGGGCCAGUUGUGUCCGACUUUAGGGUUGUGUGCCCAUCUCACUUAAGAGGCCGGGGGCCAGCGCUGUCCAGAGACACUUCCGGGUCACGUGGCCAGCGUGAUGAAGCUGCUCUGGCGAGCCAGCACCAGCGCAGCACACGGAAACGCCGUUUACCUUCCCGCUAUAAAGCGGUACCUAUUUAUCUACUUGCACCUAGGGGUGUUUUCGAACUGCUAGGUGGGCAGGAGCUGGGGCCGAAAGACAGGAGCUCACCCCGCCGCGGGGAUUUGAACUGCCGACCAUACGAUCGGCAAGUCCUAGGCACUGAGGUUUUACCCACAGCGCCACCCACGUCCCUGAUCUACUAAUUACUUGAAAUUAAAUCAUAUUGCGUUCAAUAUAAUGUAAUCCCAAGUUAGUGUGUAAGAUUUCCAGCAUUCUACUUUCAGCCCGCUGAAUAUCAUUAGGAAAAGGAUCAAUGGCUAUAUCAGGGGUAGGCAACCUAAGGCCCGGGGGCCGGAUGCGGCCCAAUCGCCUUCUCAAUCUGGCCUGGGGACCGUCCGGGAAUCAGCGUGUUUUUACAUGAGUAGAAUGUGUCCUUUUAUUUAAAAUGCAUCUCUGGGUUAUUUGUGGAGCAUAGGAAUUUGUUCAUAUUUUUUUUCAAAAUAUAGCCCAGCCCACCACAUGGUCUGAGGGACGGUGAACCGGCCCAUGGCUGAAAAAGGUUGCUGACCCCUGGGCUAUAUGCUACAUCCAUGGUUGGAGGCAGUAAGCCUCUGAAUACCAGUUGCUGGGAAUCACAGGUGGGAUGAGUGCUGUCUUUCAGGCUUCCCAUAGGCAUCUGAUUGGUUACUGUGAUGGAUUCAGAACAAACAAAAGGAAGUAGUUUUUCUCCAUUCACAUAGUUAAUCUGUGGAAUUUCUUUCCAGCAGGUAGAUGACUUUACAGGGGGUAUCAGACAAUUCAAUGAUGAUAAAGUUUUAGUGGCUACCAGUCAUGGUAUCUGUAUGCUGUCUUGGGAAUACCCAUUUCUGGAGAUCCAGAGGGUGUCAUGUUCCGCUUGCAGGGGUUCCAGAGUAAGAAAAAAGAUGCUGAACUAGGCAGGCACUUGGCCUGAUCCAGCAGGGCUCCAACUCCUAUGAUACAUUCCCCAAGGAGAGCAAUCAUUAUAUUACAGCUGUUUAUCUUGUACACAAGUAAGGCUCUGUCUUCUUUUCAAUAUAUGUAAUCUCUCCUCCUUGCAAAGUCUUGCUGUGGGUUCACUUUGAGAAAUCAUCGCUCAUAUUCAUUUGCAGAUAAGUUUGCCUCUUUCCCUUUUCCAGAAGGCCUAUAUCUUUACAUUCCUACUGAGCUCAAGACUCUUCAUUGAGCCUCGUGAACUUCUGUCCCGAGUUUGUCACAAGUGCAUCGAGCAGCAGCAGCUGGAUGACCCAGUGCUGGAUAAGGUUAGUACUACCAAUGGCGGGUGGGUGGGACUGCCUUUGCAAAGAGCUGCCAGUGCUAGAGCAAACUAAAGAAAUCCCCUGGCUUUGAAUCUUUUGAUUCCUUGCUGCCUGUGUGCAUUCACUCCCAUGGGGUUUUUGUUGAUGCUGAGUGCCUAGCAUGGUUGCAUUCUAACAUAACAUCAGUGCCUCUGAGCAAAGCUGCAGGCACUGGGUGUAGCAAACACUUCAAAUCCCCUUCUACCUUCCUCUUGCAGCCUGUCUCAAGUCUUCCCAGGUGGUUUCCCUUUCCUUUCUUGAAGGUUUCACUGAAGCCUUCAGGGUUCCAGGAGGAAUCAUUUAAGCUGUGCACUGUCAAGAGCAGUUGUCACUGCAACGCUAUAUAUCUCAGUUUUGCCUAAUGCAUCGUCUCUUAGCCCUAGGCAUAGUUUGCAAUCUUUCCAGGCUUACCUGUCACUGGCAACUCCCCACAGCAGAAUUGCAAUUGCAAUGAAUGCCUGCAUGACAAAACAGUAAUAUAUUUGUACUUGGAAGCACUGCUAUAUACCUAUUUACACAUCAACAACAAAAACAAAAUUGUUCUGUUGUUAGGUAAUGAUUCCCUAACAGAAUGCAGAAAGGUAAUGUUUCUCUUUGUAGUAAAGUCUCUUCAUAAAUACAAUGGUCUUGCUUGCUCAACCUGUUGAACCUUAGAAUUGUAGGACACACUUGUGGGAUGUAUUAUUACUAGAGCAGUCAAGUACAACAUUUUCCUAUUGCCUAGAAUAGACACACACGCGAAUGUGGCUCCAGACAGGGAGGACUUCCUGUCAUACCUGCUCUGAAGCUUCCUCCCCCUAUGUGUGACCAGGUAGAUGGGUGUUGACCCUAGCUGACCAUGCAACCAUCUCUCUCUUGGACUCUUACUCUCUUACCCUUGGACUCUCACACUCCUGGCUUUUAGCCAGCGCAUGCCUCAACCUUCACAUAGGAUGGAGCCCACAAGCAGAAAGUCUGAGAUGUAGCUCAGACGUCUUUUCACUCUAACCACUAGAUAAAGCCUGUCUUCAAAUUACUGCUGUGAACUGAAUGUGAGUAAAACGUUAUUCUUACUUUUAAAAAAGACUGUGUUGUGUUACUCUUAUUUUAAAAGGGAAGUAAAGGGGAAACCUACUAGGAACAAUCCAAACCAGACAAGCCAGAAUGGAUUGCUUAAUUUAAGGAUUCUAACGAAUCAUCAACUUGUUUCCAAUAAGUUGCAAGGGGAAUGUGCUCUGCUGUUUACUCACUAGUGUGAGUGAGGAGGGUUAAUAUCAAAACAAUAUUUCCUCUCCUAACUUCCUUAACAUUCCCACAUCACUAUGGUUUUCAGCAAUGUCUACACUUCCUUCUCAGGGUUUUGCUUGUGACAGUUCUCACCUGCAUAGAGUACUGGCACAUAUUUUUCCCCGCCUUCCCCUGGCACCAAUUUUGUACUGACGCUCAUGGCUCUUUCAUCAAUAUAUGAAAAGCAGUACUCCCCCCAUUGCAUUAUGUAGGUCACAGCAUGGACAUCCCAAAUUAUUUCUCUUUGCAUCAUGCCUUUCUGCAAGUGCCAUUGUUGAAAAUGCUUCUACAAACACAACUUGGAAACUGGGUUAGUUUAGUUCCCAGAAUAGUUCCCAUCCUCAACUGUCAAAACUUUUGUUAGAAUGUCAGCAGUGCAUGAAUAGCAGAACUGUAUUGUGCCUUUGCUUCUUCAAAGUUGAGUCUGGUGGCAGGGGAAAGAUUAUAAUACAUCCCCCAUCUGGCUACUCUGUCACUGAAAAUAAAAAAACCCUGGUGUUAAGAGUGAUAGUUUGUGGUGUGAACUUGGCCUUUAAAGCUUAUAAAAAUAGCCCAUGUUUAGCCUCAGGAAGGUACUAAUUCACCCAGAAAUAUUCAGAAUGCUGACUUAUCUCAUGUGAUCCAACAAGAAGAUUCUCAAGGUAAAUCUUUAUUUCCUGGCUGUUUAUCCAGAAGAGGAAGACUCACAGUGCAGUCCUAACCAUGUUUACUCAGAAGUAAGUCCAACUGAAUUCAGUGGUGCUUACUCCCAAGUAAGCAGGAUUUGGAUUGCAGCCUCAGGCAGUCUUACUGUACAGUCACAGACCUGCUUAACAGCCUCACUCAGCUAUUUUGCUAUUUUCAGAAGCCCUCAUUAGGAAGAUUUUUUACAAGUAUGUACUUGCUCAGGGACUGGGAAUCUGUGACCCUAUAGAUGGUAUGUUGGACUCCAGCUUCCAUCAGUGCCAACCAGCAAGGCCAGUGGUGAGGGAAGAUGAGAGCUGUGGUUCAACAGAAUCAGGACUUCCUCAUCCCUGUAGCAUCCCUCGUCCUAGUACUCUAGCUCCUCAACAAGCCCUGAGCUUCCAUAUUUAGAGAGAGAAUGGACAAGCAGCCAGGUGUCUCUUUAACACAGGGCCUAACAUUGGGAGGGGAGGCAGCAUGAAAUGCUUUCUCAGUGCUUCUCUUCCCUAAACCACAUAUUCAGCCAUGGGUAAUCGUGGUCCUAAAUGGACAAUGGUGUAAUGGUAUAGGGGCAGAGGAAAAGUCACAGGGGAAGGGGAUGAAGGAUCCCCUGCCAGCCUCCCUGCUUUACCACGCACAACGCUCAUGAAAUUUCAUAGGCCACCUAUAUUAUGUUCACUGAUAGUAAGAAUGUUGCAUUUGCCUUGAGACCUGUUUUGGUCACAUGCUAAAAUGGGCACUUUGAUGAGUUUGGUUGAAAAAGCAGGAAGCUUCAAGGCACACAAUAUAAUUUUGUUUGAUUAGAGGGUGCCUUCUGUCCAGAGGCUAAAACAAGGAAGUUCUCUCCUCUCAUUCAAGGUUUCCAUUGAUGUAAUGAAUACGUGUGCUGUUUGAAAAUAGGCUUCUUAGAUUGCUCCUAAAACAUUUAGGAUCAUCGGGCAUAUCAUACUAUAAUACAGAAGAUCUGACCCCAAGUAUCUUAGAGGCAGAGAGCAGGAAAAGCCAAAGCGGUUUCCUUUGGCAAAUACUUGUUAGGUUCAAAAAGAAACAUUUAAGAAUAGGUUAUAGCUGUACAAGAGAAGUGUAUAGCCAAAUAUUGAGAACAUCCAAAGUAGGGAUACUUAUGGAAUUCUAUCAUUGCAAAUUCCAGUGUGAACCAACACACACACACACACACACACACACACACACACACACACACCAGACUAAAGUACAAAACAGAACAUUUUCUUUCUGUGCUUGGCUGGAAAAAGUAAAAAGUAAAAGAAAAAACCAAUUAUUUAGAAAUGCAUAUUUUGAGAUAGAAUAAGUGUUUAAAAGCCAUAGGGCAGAAAAGGCUUAGAAGUGAACACAUGCAAAAGUGCUGCAGACUAGAAAUAGGCUUCCAUCCCUAAUACAAGGCCAUCUAUGAAACUAAUUUAAAUCACUCUAUAGGCAUGUUGGUGUUCUGCAAGUACCACCAUUCCAGAAUCAGCAUUAGGUUAAACCACCAGAUCUUUUGGCUGAGAGUUCUUAAAUUUGCAUCCAUCUUUUUUUAUUUCUAAUUUCAGGCACGAAUCAGAAAAUUUGGGCCCAAAAUACUACAGUUAUUGACGGAAUGGACAGAAACAUUUCCAUAUGAUUUUCAGGACGAAAAGAUGAUUGGCUGCUUAAAAGACAUUAUCCACAGGAUAGCUCCAUGUGAUGAGGUGAGGAUGGCAGCAAUUUAGAGAUAUACUGAGAAGGUGCAUAAUCAACAAUUGUUCAGUCAACUGUUUGUUAUUAAAAAUUACUUUCACUAUGGAAGAGACUGGGGGGGACAAAUUCCUAGUCAAUUUUCAAAUGACAUUUUCUGAAAAUAUGAUUAUCAAUAGAAAGAAAUAUAUAAUAUUGUUUAAUUAUUUCUGAGCUAAGAUGUAAAAAGCUAGUUGCAUGGUCAACUAAAAAGUUCACCCAGGUGACCUAAUUUAUUUGUUGACUAAUUUUAAAAAAUGGAAAAGGAAACUUCCAUUUAAAAAAGUUUAUGGAAUGUAGGUUGGAUCCAGAUCUUAGAGUAGACUCACUGAAAUAUAAGGAACUUAAGUGGCAUCCCUAACAUAAGGUAGUGGAUCUAUUUCAGCUUUCACCAACACAGUGUCUUCCAGGUGUUUUGGGCUACUGAACUAACUGGAGCUGAUGGGAAUAUGAAGGGCACCAAGAUCAGCAAAGACUGUUCUAGUCUAAACAUGGCUAAGGGUGCAAUCCUAACUUACAUAGUCAUAAAUCCAAUUGAAUGCCAUCCAAUUUAUAUUUGAGUAGACAUUAUUAGAAUUACACUAGGCAAUUCUCUUUUUGGGUUUUAUUUUGUAUCUUCACACGUUGUACUUUUUUCUUCUUCCUUUUACCCUUCUUUAUCCUCUGACAUUUUGCUUAGCAAAACCAGACCUAAUUGCUGAGCUAACUAAUAUGGCAGUGUGAGAUAUUGCAGAAUGGGAGAUAUUGGAACAAGCAAACAGAAAGAGAGUACCUAAUUCAGAUUGACUAAUAUCCUGAUGUUUUACAUGAAAGAUUGCAAAACCAACAGUCCCAAACAUUAGCUCAUUUUGUGGCCUAUUAACUUUUUAGGAUAUAAACAGUUAAAGGAACAAUGAAGCUGUCAGUGGAGGCUUGAAUCAUUUUAGAUUCCUCCAAAUUAGCCAGCUAGCAAACAGUGAAUAUUGAGUUGCGUAGCUUUCAAAGGAGGAGCUUUAAGUUAUGCACAAUAUAAAUAACAAAUUAGACAUCGGGGAGCUGUGUUCAGAUUGGGCUCUUAAUGACUAAGGUCAUAGCCAGCAACCAAAGAGCUACUAUAGUCAUGCUCAAAAUCUUCAACAUACCCAGUUCAAUGUUCAUUGAACAUUGACUGGCAGCUAGUGAAGCCACCAUAGAAAAGGGAAAUGGAGACAUUGGUAUGAAGAAAGCCUUAAUAAGGUAUGAAUAAGUUAUAUGGGGCAUUAUCCAACCAAGUGCUUCCUCUAGGGAAAGGAUUUCCAGUUGUGCAACUUAACUUCUCCCCCUUCUUCUCUCCUCACUUGCCCUCUACCAGCGGCGUACGAAGUGGGGGGGCGGAGGGGGCAGAUCACCCUGGGUGCCACUGGGGGGGGUUUGACAAGAUGGCCCCUGCUUCCCCCAUCUGUAGAGUGGCCAAGGGCGUGCACAGUCAGUAGGGGUGCCGCUCGCGCGGUGUCCGUACGGGCUGCCUUUCGCAUGGCGACCAUAUGGGCUGCUGCGCGUGCGCACUCUGUAUGGGAUGCCGCACAUGCGCAGUCUGUAUGGGUUGCUGCUCGUGUGGCAGCCCAUACAGACGCCUGUAUGGACUGUGCACGCGAGCGGCAGUGGGCGGUUCGCCCUGCCUCCCGGCGUCCCGCCCUGGGUCCCAGAGAGGGUUUCUCCGCCACUGCCCUCUGCACCCUCCCCAAAUUUGUUUAAGUGUUGGGAGAACCCCUAGAGCAGAUUUAGGAGACACAUGGGGGAAGCAUUGAUAUUAAUCUUUUUAUUGGAUUUUCUCUUCCAACAACUCUGCAAGGUAAGUAACCUUUAUUUCCGUUUUACAAAUGGGGAGCAAAGGCUGAAAGAGAAUGUCUUUCCUAAAGCCACACAGUCAGUUCAUAGCAGAGAUGGGACUUGAACCCAACAUAUACUCAGUGUCCUAUCCCCUGCUCUACAUUGGCUCUUUCUCCUCUUUCUGGUACUGCUGUUGCUUCCACAGGGUGGAGCUGCCUAAAAGAGGCAGCUCUCUUAGCUGGUGAUUUGAAGUUGGCUUGUUGAAUAACUAGCCAACUAAACAAGCUUGACCUUGAUGUAACAUCAAACCUUGCAAAACAUUAAACUUCCUUUGCAAGGUAAGAGCAAACUGUGGUCUGAUGGUUUAGGUGAAAUGGCAACCUAAGGUUUGCCUGAGCACCAGGAUAAAAUUGAAGCACUGGAGUGUGGGGAGAAGACACAACUUAUGAGCUCAAGGCUCCUCACUGCGUAUCUAACAUGAGGCUAUGGGCUGGCUGGGUAUUGGUAGUAAAGGCAGCAGUAGGAAUUGUCUUCAGCAGUGGUCAUCCAGAUGCUGUGGAACUGAAGACCCAUUAGCCCCAACCAGCAUGAUGGGCGAUGGAGUCCAUCAACAUCUGCAAAAUAUCACAUUGGCCACCCCCGUCUACAGAAUCAAUAGAUGCAGGUUGCUGCAGCAAAGGUCUCAUUGGCCUUUUGGUUGAUCUCCAGACAGUUCACAUAGCUAGAGUGUGCUUGUAUCUAUGAAGCUGGGCUUCUUAGAUAAAUAGCUUCCUCCUGGGUGCUUUCUAACCCCCCACCUUUUUUUUUGUCCAGAUGGCCAUAGCUGCCAAUUGUUAAGCAGUUUUUAUCUUGCAAUCUGAAUGAAGAAAGGAUGCAAAGAUAAUUAUGAUAAUUAUGAGAGUUCAAAGUGAACGAAAUAUCCACGCUGCUGAAAACAUAUCAACCCUAUAUGGGAAAUGGAGACGUUGACUUUGAGCCUGUUGACAUUCAGGGUCUGCUCCCAUUGCUUUCAACUGGAGGAGCAGCCUGGACUGUGCCAGAGUUCUUCAUAAACAAAUCUAUAUUAGUUGGCUGUGGUGGGUGGAGAGCUGGGGAAAAAACCUUAAUGCCAGUCUCCCUGAGCAAAACUAGCAAUUAAUUAAAGGAAUAAGUCACAAGGUCCUAUUUAUGCAGCUAUCUUUUGAAAGGGAAGCAUGAAAGAGAAACUGUUCCAUGGUGGGGUCUGUACUUGUUUGAAGGGAAAAGGGCAGAUCAAAUCAAAAGUGCAAAAGAAUCCUAGGAUUAUGGAACACAUUUUAUCUGUUACUGAAAUGAGAUUGGGAUGAUUCCUUACAGCAAUAUUUUCCUGCUCUUUAUCCAGCCUGGUUUCUGGAGGCUUCUUGCAGUGCUUAGAAAGGUAUGCAUACUGAGAAGCAGUUUCUUUUGCCAAGAGUUACAAUUUGCAUUUUGAAAGAGAAAGCUUAAUUAAAAUCUGAAUUUCUAAGCCACCUGCUGGGGCUUGCCAUCUUCCUUAAAUGUGUUUCUGCUUGAGAAUGAAAUGUUUUUCUUGAAUAUUAAACAAAAGUACUCUUUGGUUCCCAAACUGGAUAUUUAAAGAGAAAUAGGAUUUUUCGUAUAGAUACCUAGCAGCAGAAAUUUUUACAAAGUUCCAAAUUAAACUGCACAGUCAUUGGCAUGUUAAGAGUUUUUAAAAAAGAGGUUAUUUCUAUUAUAAAAAAGAUAUUCAGGAAUACAUUGUGUUUGUUAAAUAUUUUCUUAGCCACAGUGCUCAGGACAGUUGUUUGUUUGUUUACAACUUAUGUAUGUCACCGAAUAAAUGAAUAUCCUCUGGGAUAUGAACCAUAAAUUUACAAUGCAUGAGUAAAAACCUGAAAACAAGCAAACAAAUAAUUAAUUCUGAAGAAGAAGAAGAAUAAAUGCCAAACUAAAUAAACACAAUAAAAAUAGAAGUGAUAAAACUGCCACUAGCAAAUAAUAUAAAACAGCAUUCAAAAGCACUAAAUGGUUAAUUUAAAAUAUUUGGAAAAUAAAAAGACUGUAGUUUCCUAGUGAGUCUCUCUGCAGAGGGACACUAAGCCCACAAGAGCCUCUCCCCCUCUCUAGUAGCCACCUAUUGCACCUUAUUUGGCAAGGCUAUUGGAAUUUAAAAAAUUUAAGAUUUAUUUUUGUGCAAAGAGUCAUUGUACACCUUCAGGAUUAUACUUUUGUUCCUGCUUGCUUAUGGUAGAUGUUACAUAGAUGUUUCCCUUUGCUGACAGCAGGAUCAAAUCCUCAAUAAAGAAUUUAAAACUUACAUUACAAAAUGAUUAAAGCACUAAAAGCAGCAGUGGGAAAACAACAAUAAGAAGCAGUAAAAAAAAAAAAAUUACUUCAGAUACAGAGACUUUAAAAACCAAUACAAUAAAGCAAUCCUCUAUGGACCAAACGCCUUCUUUAAAAGGACAGUUUUAUACUAUAUUCCAGAAGGCCAUGAAACAGGGGCAAGACUUCUUCGCUGUAUUUCCACGUGAACAAGCUACUGAGGUCUGACAGCUGCCAGCUCAGUUGCCUCUUCCGAAAGCAGUGAUGUGUUGUCCAUGCCACUCUUUUUUAGUCACCCAGAACAUCAGCAACGCAUAGCUGAUUGAUGUGUGCGCCAGUAUCCUUCCAGUUGCCCUGAGUGAUAUGUGACUGGAUGACAUAAUCCGUGGACUUUGCGGUGUGUCUCUGACCUGCCUCGCUUGCUGUGUUGAUCCAGCUGUCAACUUCCUCACUGCAGACUUCCCUUCUUUGCAGCGCUUUAUGUCCAGAUUAGCAGUAGGCUCAAAUCAUAGCUGUCUGAGGCAGAGAUUGAGAAGAGAGUUUGCUCAUAAGCAGUUUCCUCUCAAACUGUCAAACCUUGUUAAAUGCCCUUCAGGAUUUAUGGGCAAUGCAGAGGAUUGUAAAUGCUCAUAUAUAUCUUAGCCAGGCUAACACAUUCUUCCUCAAAAGAAUCCCACCCAUAAUUCUUUUUAUAACAAGGAUGGGGAACCUCAGUUCCAGGGGGCUAAAUGCAGGCAUUCAGGCCUCCCUGUCUGGCACUGUGCCCAGACGACAUGUCUCACUGGCCCUCAUUCACACCCCAGUUUAAACCAGGGCAGUUCCCUUUGAGAGACUGGUAACUGCAUGUGACAGCAACCUUUUUGAGUUGAUGGGCACAUUUGAAAUUCUGAAAAUUUUCUGAUGCUGUGGGCACCAGUCACAAAAUGGCUGCCACGGUGGUUUGGCAGGACACAAAAUGACUGUUGCGUAAGGUGUGGCACAGCACAAAAUGCUGCCACAUUGAAAAGUUUUUAAAAUAUAAACAGCCAAACAUAUUCCAGGAAACUCCUUUUCCAAACAAAAGAAGAAGUCUGUUGCUGGUGAGGUAGUGUUGAUUAGAACUAGAAAAUAAAACAUAAAAAUUAUUCCUGAACUUAAUAAUUGCAAAUAUACAUACACAGUCAUAAAUAAAAAGAUGCAUUUAAUGCUUUAUGUUGAGUCAUUAUUACUAUUUUUAUUAUUUAAAUAAUUGCUACCCCACUCUACAGCCCCAAGACUUCCAGGGCAGUCUCUCUACCCCUCCUCUCUCACAUACACACAAAGGGGGGUGGGGAGAAAGAUGGACAGACCCUGCUCCCCAAGCUUACAAUUGGGGGACAUGAUGACACUAUUAUCUAUUAUUCUUAUUCUUAAUCAUUAAUGUUAUUACCCACCCUUCACCAAUAAGCCCCAGGACAAGAUUAGUAACACUUAAAGCAGAUUAUGAACCACAGGGAAAGGAUGAGCCCCGAAAACACAAAUCUCUUGACGCCAGGGUAAAGAGAUAUGUCUUCAGUAUUUGCUGAAAGCUAUAUAUUAAAAAAGCCCAAUGUACCUCUGAGGAGUUCCAUAACUUAGGGGGCUGCCACAGAAAAUGCCCUCUCCCAGAUUGCCACCCCUCCAAAUAAACUUCUGAAGGAGGUGGUAUUACCGAGAGCCCCCUUUGCUGAUCUUAACAUCCAAGAGAGUUUGUAAAAAAAGAGAGAGACAGUCUUUCAAAUAUUUGGGGCUCUAGUUGUUUGCAGAUUUAAACACUGAUAUGUGCACCUUGAUUUGGGCCCUGAAAUGUACAAUCCAUUUUAAAUUAGCACAGCCUUUCACAAUUCUGCCUGGGCAGCUUGGUCAGCUUGGGCAGAAUGUUCUGUUUUUUGAAGCCUCACAGCACAAAACUAAAAUGGGAAGGUGAAAGCUAAUUGGUGCUGUUUUCUUCCCCCUGCCCCCUUCUGUAUUCCACACAUGUUAAACUGGCAUUGUGGUCAGUAGGCUGAACUAGCACUGAGCACAGUUGCUCACAUGUUUUUGACUGGAUGCCAGUCUUGUGGUAGAGAUCCAUAGGAUGGAGCUUAGGGUGGACCUAUAAUUAAGCUGACUGGAAUAGUUAGGUUGAAAAUAAGAUUCUAAGCCACGAAUGGUUUAUGGAUAUUUCCCAAAUAGGAACAUUCAAUCAUACCGAUUUUAUUUUUUCCAGCUCAUGGUUUGUAAUGUUUUCCUUUUCCUUUCCCCCCUGUUCUUUUCCUUUUCCUCACUUCAGGCCUACCGGAAAAAGAUGAAUCAGCUUCUGCAGACCCUGAAUCAGAAGCUCGCAGCUCUUAACCAUGGGCAGGAAGGGAUAGUCAAGAUCAACGCAGCUGUCUCAGACAAGGUGGUUGCUUUUAAAAGUAAGCCCCCAUCCAUUCAACGAGAAAUGAUGAGUGUCUGCAGUGAUCCCUACACCUUGGCCCAGCAGCUGACACAUGUGGAACUGGUAAGUGGAGAGGAAGAUUUUUUGCUUUAUCUUUAGGUAAGACAACAUUUUCUAGAAAAUCCCUAUUGAGACUUUCGAGAGGAUUAAAAUAUGAUCAAAUCCCCUUCCCCAUGGCAGGAACUCAAAUGUGUUGUGGUAAAUUUCUGAAUGUAGGACCACAAGUACAGGGCAUCAUGUGAGUCCUUCAGUCCAAGCAAUUGCCCACUGGGAGGGAAUAAGAUAUCUUACUACUAAUAACAAAAGCUAACUUAUAUAGUUAAGAAACUAGUGCACCUACAGUAGACCAAAUAUGUACUGUUCAGGUUAAUGCUAGUUUCAGAUGCAGCCAUCUUUUUCUUCCCGCAUGCUGCAAUAUGAUAUUGAUUAGUAUUGGUCUUGAUGAAUGAAGAACACAAAGUUUCUCUGAAUAACCUUUCAUCCUUAAAUAUUUGCAAAAAGUUGACAUUGGAUGGUCAAUUUGGAUCUGGGAGAGGGUCUUAACCCUUCCUUCUACAUCAUCUUUCAGAUUAAAAUAUCCCCUCCAGGUACUCCAAACCGCUAAUUGCAUGUUACAUUUUCCCAAAUGGGGCAAGUAACAGACUGGGUGAGGGUAUUUUAAUCAAGAAACGAGUUCAGGGAGAAAGGAUUAAAUAUUCUUCCCAAGUGACAUGGUCCCAAUCCAAAUCAUCCAUCCCUUAUAUGUUGUUUGCACACACACAAAAUCAGACCUGUCAUCUUGACUAGUUUGGCCCUGAAGCAUUCAAGUUUUUAAUCAACCUUUUCAUCAGUGAGUAGCAGGUUCCCACUCGGAACCACUGCUCAGAAUCACCCCUUGUUUUUAUCCACUAGUCAAUUCUUGUUUCUUAUUGUGAGGAUUUCACAAGGUUUCAUUGAGGUGCCAAGUCGUCAUAGGUUUGAUGUGUUGUUUUUCUACCAACAAAUGCAUAUCUACUUCUAUAACUCAUGGUCUUAGGACAACGUAGACAUGAUGUGGGAGAUUCAUGAUUAGGAAUGCCCAUGGAAUUUAUUUUAGCAGCCUUACAUGGAACUGAUGCUCUUGGUUUGAGUUUAAAACUUUUUUCCUUGUCCGUUUCCCACUGGCACUUUCCUUGAUGUAAAUUACACUCCUAAUUACACAAAGCUACUAUUAGCUCCACAGGGCAUAUGUGUGUGAUGGGCUUAGAUGCUGUGCAGCUGGGUUCCCACUGCCCCACAGCACCUCAUAGCCACUUCGGUGCAGGUAUGGUUAUGAUCAAGGAAAGAGCUCAAGAGGAAAGAAAAACCAAGGGAGAAUCUAAUCAGAGAACUCCAGUAGCCUAGUCUAUUUCAGCUGGAAUGUCUUUCCUGCGUAUGCAGUAUAGACUCUAACCAUGUUGUAAUUGCUUUCUCUGUUGAGGAUGAGGAAUCUGUGGACUUGCUAGAUGUUGUUGGACUGCAAGUCCCAGUAGCCCCAGCUAGCAUGGCUAUUGUUUGGGUGAUGAUGAGAGUGUUAAUCAAGCAAUAGCUGGAGGGCCACAAGUUCCCCAUCCCUGCUGUAAGCAAUUCCUGAUGGAGAGUAAACCAGGCAGAGCUAGUCUGCCAGCCAGUGGUUUCAUAAAUUCCUUUUAAAUUCUGGUUUCAGAUCUGAAGGGUGCUACUUCAAGCACCAUAAAGUGAAUAAGUGAUUCCAGACGUGCUAUAUUACAAUUUAUUUCUCACUUUAUUUCUUGCAAAAGGAAAGGCUGGGUCACAUUGGACCUGAAGAAUUUGUUCAAGCAUUUGUCCAUAAAGAUCCUUUGGAAAGCACAAAGGUAUGACUAGCACUAUUGUUGCUGCUGCUAUUUCCAGUUGCAUUUAGUGGUGGACCUACAUUUUUUGGGCCCUGAAGCUUAAACUGAGAUGGGGGCCCCAUUGCAACCAGAAAUGAGGUCUGAGUAACCACUGUUAUCUUCUUCUGUGGGUUUGUUCUAUGACAGAUCACCACCAUUUAUUUAUUUUUAAAUUAACUACUGCAUCUCAUACAGUGGUACCACGGGUUAAGUACUUAAUUCAUUCCGGAGUUCCGUUCUUAACCUGAAAUUGUUCUUAACCUGAAGCACCACUUUAGCUAAUGGGGCCUCCUGCUGCCGCUGCGCUGCUGGAGCAUGAUUUCUGUUCUCAUCCUGAAGCAAAGUUCUUAACCCGAGGUACUAUUUCUGGGUUAGCAGAGUCUGUAACCUGAAGUGUACGUAACCUGAAGCGUAUGUAACCUGAGGUACCACUGUAUUUGGAUUAAAAUAGCUGCACUGACAUGUCAAAGUCACUGGUGUGAAUAAAAAUUCCCUAUGCUUAUAGCUUAGUACUUAUAGCUUUCGAGUUAUAACUCUGUUGGUAGAGUAUGAGACUCUUAAUCUCAGGGACAUGGGUGUGAGCCCCACAUGGGGUGAAAUAUUCCUGCAUUGCAGGAGGUUGGAAUAGAUUAUCCUUGUGGUCCCUUCCAACUGUUUUAUGAUUCUGUGGUGGGGUGAGAAUGAGGGAAAAUUAGGGAAAUAUUAUAUACAUGCAUGAUGGACGUUUUAAAGCAUUUUUUCUAAGCAAUGUGGAAUAAAGUUGCUUCUGGGGCCCCCUCUGGAAUUAGGGACCCUAAAGUUUACAAUUCAUUAGUUUCAUAGUAGAUCUGUCCCUGGUUGCAUUACCCAUUCUGAGUGAGCAAUUCAAAGAGUGGGAUGUGCAGCAAUUGGGACUACACAGUAGGCAGUACACAUCUGUUUAUAUUUAUAGGGAGGCGCCUGGAACAUGUUUUUCAGAGUUGCAUGAAGCUGUGGUGUUUAGGACAUGGUGCUCAUGCACACAGUGUACAUUUGAAAUAAGUCCACGGAACCAUUUCCUACCUGAUGUUCUUUUGGGGUUUCAAAUGCCCCUGAUGUGCACCUUGUAGCUGAAAUAAGAAGAAAAGCGUGGUUUUGUAUUGGUAAUUAGAGAGUGCAUAUUUUAAUAUUCUGUGCUGCAAUCCCAGUAGGGGGGAAAUUAGCCUCUGCCUGUGCAUAGUCAGCUCCUUGCUUGUUAACGUCAAGGGCAACAUGCCCAUUAGUGUCUGUGAGAAAGAAAAUAGGAGAAGGUGCUGCUUUAUGCACUAUUGGUGCACAGAUAAUUCUUCAGAAGCAGGUUUUGGCAUGUGACUAGCUGGAUGUAAUCACAAUGCAGUAACUAAAAGCAAAGUAUUCCUAAGACUGAUAAUACAGCAUCUGUAAGGCUGGUACAUUGGAGAUGAAAUACGUUAAAGGAAACUUCUUAAUGCAGCAUAAAUUUCUGAUGGCUAGGAAAUUUUGUUCACUUACAAUGCAUACAAAAAGAAGUAAAGAAUAUUCAUUGAAACAAAAGAACAAAAUACCUGGGGUGAUAGUAUGAGGAAAGUGGCCCCUUCCCUCGUUGGACUACAGACCUAUUGCAUUAACAUCUGUAGUAAUGAAAUGCUUUGAGAGAUUGGUCCUUCAACACCUUAGGACAUGUUUUCCACUGGAUUUUGAUAAACAUCAGUUCGCCUAUAGGAGAAAUAGGUCAACAGAUGAUGCCAUAGCUACAGCCUUUCACCUUGCAGUGAGUGAGACCGGGGAAUUAUGUUAGAAUGUUGUUUAUUGAUUAUAGCUCGGCUUUUAAUACCAUCCUUCCGGACAUUCUUAUCAAAAAGCUGAUGGAACUAGACCUACCUUCUACCAUCUGUGACUGGAUCAAAGACUUUCUGAGGGAUUGGACACAAACAAUGAGGAUUGGGCGUGUUACAUCUACCUCCCUGAAGCUCAGCACUGGCACCCCACAGGGAUGUGUGCUGACUCCUUACCUGUACUCGUUGUAUACAUAUGACUGUAUUUCAUCUGAUUCAUCCACUGUAAUUAUUAAGUUUGUCGAUGAUACUACCAUAAUGGGUCUAAUUACAGGUGGGGAUGAAUGAGCGUACAGAGGGGAGGUUCAAAAAGUAUCUACAUGGUGCUUAGAGAAUGACUUGCACCUGAAUAUUAGCAAGACAAAGAAGAUGGUAUUGGACUUUCGGAGGAAGAGAGGGGAACUAGCCCCGUUGUAUAUCGGAGCAGGGGGUUGUGUGGAGAGAGUCUCUUCAUUAAAAUUCCUGGGAGUUUACCUUAGUGAAGACCUCACUUGGAAAAACAAUAUAACUCAGGUGGUUAGGAAGGCCCAACAGAGACCCCACUUCCUCAGGGUCUUGCGAAAGAACAAUGUUAAACAACAAUUGAUGACCUCCUUCUACCGGUCCAUAAUAGAAAGUGUCCUCUCAUAUUGUAUCACAGUGUGAUACGUUGGCUUGACAGCCAUGGACAGAAAGUCUUUACAGAGGGUGGUGAACACAGCACAUGAUAUCAUGGGCUGUCCCCUGAGCCUGCUAGAUGACAUUGCAAGGGAUGGUUGCCUUAGGAGAGCGAGAAAAAUUCUCAGGGAUGAUUCACACCCCAGCCAGCACCUCUUUAAUCUUCUACCCUUGGGCAGGAGAUAUAGAAGUAUAAUCAGUUGUACAAACAGGCUAAAAAACAGUUUCUAUCUGUGGGCUGUUAGGCUGCUGAACAGAAAAUAAUAUAGUGCAACAGACUUUCGGGGUUGGUGUGUUAUGCGACAAGCACACAGAGUGCAAUGAGAUUGAGUGUUUGGGGGGGGAGGCUCUGUUAAUUUUGUUGUACACAGGUUGUACAUUGACAAUAAAGGUGGUAUUAUUAUUAUUAUUAUUAUUAUUAUUAUUAUUAUUAUCAGCAGACGUUGCACAAAUCAACAAAUACCUCAAAAUUAGCCAUGUGUCUUGCAACAUCUUCCAUCCAUUUUCCAGUGGGAUUUUAAAGGGGAGCAUGUUGUGCUUUUGCUUCUUAUUUUGCUGGGAUUGAGUUAGGGUGCUUGGUCACUGCAUUAUUUGUUGCGGGCUAUGGGAGGAAACUGCCUUUUGAUUUCAUUGGCUUCCAAAUAAUUUUUUGGGUCUGUAGAUUAUUUUGACCGCCAAACUGCAACUCAGAGAACUUUAAUUUCCUUGCUGCUUUCUUUCCUCAAAUUGGCCUGUCAUCUUCUCCUCUCCACAAUUGCUUGUGAUGCAUACAUAUCCUCAAGUGCUGCUCAGUUCAGCAGACAGGAAUAGGGGCAGAAAAUGGGACUCGGCGAGGUGGGGGGCACAGGCAAGAAGUGGUGCCAUUCACCUGAUCUCCAGUUGUGCUGGGGAAUGUAAAGAUUUAAUACACAUCUCUAAGUGAUAACCAAGAAAACCUUUAGAUUAGAUGAUAAAAUGAGGACACAGUAGUAAAUGUUGGUUGAAACAGAAACAUGUCUACACUAAAACUGAAUCAGAUUUUAAAAAGCAGGCAAUGGAGCGUUCAUAGAAUCAUAGAAUUGUAGAGUUGGAAGGGACCACAAGGGUCAUCUCGUUCAACCCCCUGCAAGGCUGGGAUAGCUCAGUUGGUAGAACAUGAGACCCUUAAUCUCAGGGUUAUGAGUUUGAGGUCCCAUAUUGGGCAAAAGAGUCCUGCAUAGCAUUUUGUGUACCAGUUGUGUCAUCUUGUGAUAAGGGUGCAUUAUUGUCACAAAGUACAGGGUGUGGCACAAAUUGCAGCUUUGCACUAGCACAACCAUCCUUACAUGAAACAUUUCAUAUUUGUUUGCUAAUCUUUGUGUGUAUGUAUGCACGCACAUGCAUGCAUAGUCGAAAGACAGUGACUGACCUAAGCUACUAAAUUAAAUUAAGGGGGAAAAGUUGAGAUGAUGAAAUGAGGACAUAGGAGUCUAUGUUGGUUGAAACCGAAAGACUUCUAGAGUGAGACUAAAUUGAACUAAAAAAAACAAGGCGUGGAGAUGUUGAGUGCUAUGUUAAUGGAUGCCCAAAGGCUUUGCGUGCCAUGGAGCAUUAAAUAUACUUGGAUAUAAAAGAAUCCAAGUAUAGCAACGGGAGAAAAGUACAAGGAGUAAUUAAGGAUAAUGUAACAAAAUAUGAGAUGGAGAUGACAGAAGAGAACAGUGUGUGAAUUCCAGAGAGUGAAUGGCAAAGUGGCGGAACUAGAAUUCAAACCCAUUUUGUCAACUAGAAAAUAAAUACUAAUAUGGGUAGCUUCACCUAACUAAGAUUUAAUGAAUGGUUAUAUUCAUUAGAUGAUAAGGUGCUGCUACAUGACAGACCUGCUGGAUACGCAAGAGAGUCAAAAGGGGGGGAAAUUACAGCAAGCCAUGGAUCCAGAAGCAAACUGUGACCCUGCUCCUACAAAGGGAGUGCAACCACAUAGCGGCAGGCAACUUCUCAGACCCAGGAACUACUUACCCACAAUGGCUCUGUCUUGCUAGGAUUCAAGCUCAGCUUAUUUUACCUUAUCCAUUUCACCACUGUGAUCAGCCAAUGGCCCAUUGUGGUACUAUAUUUCAUAGUUUAACUUGAUCAUUUUGGUUGCCCUUUCCUGGACCUUUUCCAGCUCUGCAAUAACCUUUUUGAGGUGCAGCAACCAUAUACGGCAUUCCAAGUGCAGUUGUAUCACAGAUUUGUGUAACAAGGGUUAUGAUAUUGGCAGUUUUAUUUCAAUUCCCAUUCCUAAUUAGCCCCAACAUGAAAUUUGCCUUUUUCACAGCUGCUGCUUGCUGAGUUAACAUUUUCAACAAGCUAUCCUCUGUGACCCCCAAGAUCCCUUUCCUGGCCAUUCACGCCGCUUCAAACCCCAUUAAUUCAGUAUGAGCAAGGCACUUCCUCCUGCUGCCAUGCGCUGAGACAGAGAAGCAAGAGUUAUAUUUAUUGAAUUUGCAUCACAUCAUACUGCAAUGGGCUCCAGGCUGCUUACAUUUUAGAAGGGCCUCCUGUUUCGUGUGAUUCCCCAAUGCCCCCUUUUAAUCUUCUUUAGCCUUAGGAUACAUUUCUACAAUACAGAUAUAUGUGCAAACACUGCAAACACUCAAAAUCCCAGGCAACACUCUUUCCCAGAUUACCCUAUGCAUGAGAGCCCCUUUUCGCUAACUUCGUCCUCAUGGAGCUCACAAUUUACUCAUCUUAUCCUCAGGCUCUAAAAUAGAAAUCAAUUAUCACAUUAAUGAAAGAAAGAAAAAUCUUCUGAUACCCUCUAGUGGCUGCAAACAAAAAAUAAUAGGGGGAAAAAUCAGAAUAAUCAGCCAUCUCUGGAAGAUUAUCCUAAGGAGAAGGUGGUAAAAGGUGCUGGAGGUGAUUUAAAAUCAUCAAAAGAAUUCAGAUACCAAACUAACCUUCUCACUCCCAUGCAAUUGCCUAGUAACCACAGCCGAAAGAGCACGUCACAAAAAUGACAUUUCCUGAUGAAUUUUGCCAUCUGAGUGACUUGUUUCACAGCAACCAAUGAUACAGAAAUAGGUCAGCGAUAAAGAAUUGGGUAGUGAAGAUAUUAUUUUCUCAAAGACAAGAGCAUGUGAAGGAAAUAAUAUUUUAGGCAAAAAAAUAUUCUGUACUGUAACUCUAUCAUAUUUUGCUUUGCUGUUGAUUCCCCCCAACUUAAUCAGAAAUUUUGUUUCAUGCAAGACAACACCAUGGGCAAUUGGAUUUGCCAAACUGUAGGAACUCUUGGGAGUCAAAGGCGUAAACUUAAUACAUAUUACAUGGAAAGGCGUCCUUGUCUGAUUUUAUUUUCUCCAGAUUCUUGUUGCAUACAGCAAUAUCCUGGCUGUUAAUAUCCUAGGGAGCACCAAUUGGAAUAAAUUGCCUCGUGUGCAAUUGCUGUAGGCAAAGUGGGACUGUUCAUCAUUCACUGAUUUGAUUUGUAGAAAGCUUUGCAUUCUGUUAAGCCCAACACAUCUGCCACUACCCACCCACUGACAUCUAAAGCUCUGUCCCACAUGCACGGUCCAUUUAUGUGUGUGUGUGUGUGUGUGUGUGUGUGUGUGUGUGUGUGUGUUUGUGUUUAUAGGUAUAUGUCCACAUGCUUUUGAAUGUUGUUGAUGAUAGAAAUGUAUGCUAUUGAUCAUAGAACAAGACUCUGCAGUUACUGUGAUAUUAUAUAUCUUAUUAUAUAUAUUAAAGCACAGCAGAAGCUAGUUUAUGUCAUGUCAGGUCUUUGUUUUUCAGCCUUGUUUCAGUGAACAGAAAAAAACUAGCAACCUUGAGGCCUAUGUCAAAUGGUUCAAUAGACUCUGCUAUCUUGUAGCAACAGAAAUCUGCAUGGUAAGUUGAAUACCAUUUGUCUGAUUGUGGAACUUUGAGACUAUUUACUCACAAAAGUGGAGCAUAUAUAUAUAUAUAUAUAUAUAUAUGGACUAAUCACAGAAUGUACUUUGGGUUUUUACACUUUUUAUACUUUUCACAGAAACACUGCGGUAUAUAAAUGGUGAAAUAGGCUAUUGAUGCAGCGAUAGAGCAGUAAUUUUGCUGUAGAAUUUUAGACAGUUGUGUCUCAUAAGUGGACUGUGUAUUAACAGUUUUCCUCUUGCCCUGCUCCUCUCCUGGGGAAAACUCUUAACUUUAGUAUUAAAUUGGAGUAUUAACUGGAGUAUUAAAUUGGAGCAUCAAUCUGGAGAAAACCUGAAUUGCUCUUUGUUCCAAUUGAACGCUGUUGGUUGGCAUCUGUCUGUAUCCAACUAACAUGUCCCAUGCACAAGAUUAACACUUGUGCAGUAGAGAUCCCCCUUUCCUCCUCCUGCGUGCAGCUGGAGCACUCACCAAAUCUUCUCCAGGUGGGGUGGGGAAAACCCUUAGAACAGAUUUAGGAGGUGCAUGAGGGGAGGGGGUGAAGUUCCAUUGUGCAAGCAGAGAUAUUGCAAUGAUGGUGCACAUUAGUUGGAUACCAACCUUUGAAUGGAAUAGACUUGUACAGUAAAUAAUGGAAAUAACUUAUUAUUGUGUUUUCUUCCCAUCAUGGUCUUAAGGAAAACCAAGCAGAAGUAUGGGGUGCUAUCGUUAUAGUAUCACCCUGUACCAUUUGGUUGUUGAACUAACCCAGGCUACACACUCCCCAUACAUAUAAAGCAUUUGUCUUCCCCCAAGGAAUCAUGGGAACUGUAGCUUGUUAAGAGUGCUGGGAACUGUUGCUCUGUGAGAGGUAAACCACAGUCCCCAGUAUACCUUGGCAGAAGUCAUGUGCUUUAAACGUGUGGUGUGUAUGCAGCCUUAUCUGAGAAUGUUUGGGAUAACUAUUCUCUUGCCAAGACCUAUCUGCCUAAAGAUGCCAUGUACAUGUGUAUAGGAGGGAGAGAACACAGGUAUUCCUGCUCACCUCAGCUCUAGUCCACUCCCUAGUGCUAUGUGGCCCUUGACCAUUUCCCCCAGAGAAAAUAUGGCCCUUGGCUUAGAGGCUGCCCACUCUACUUCUAGAACAUACGGAAGUGCCCAUUGUUUGUGACAGAAUACUGGGUAGACUGAUGGUAGGUAAUUUUCACUAUAUCCGUUUUCAGCUAAAUCUCUUUCACGAUUCAAUCCUUCUGACUUUAACUUCCUUUGUUAUCAUUAAAAAGAGAUGGGAGCACAAAAAACACUUGUGAAAUGAUGAACAUUGUAUAAAAUUUGAAAUUAUUGUGAAUUGAAGAUAUUAAGGACGUGGAUUUACAAAUGUAAAACGAAAGAACCAAGAAGGGAAGUGGAGGAAAGUCAGGGGAUUUUGGAAAUCCCACACUGGGGAGUUGUGAGGUUUUUAUUUUCUGUUAUUGUAAAAAUUAAUUUAAAAAUAUUAUAAAAGAGAGAGAUGGGAGCAGGCCCAGAUUAAAGCAACUGGAGGUCUUGGGAGGCCCUGGGCUAGGAGGACCUAGGAGGCCCAAACUUAAUAGCAUUUGAUCAUGAAAAGCAAAACAUUGUUACUAAGCAAUUGGGCCUGGUUAGUAAAUCUUUUUUUGUAUUUUUUGUAUUGUUUCAUUUUAUUAAAAGCAAGAAGCUGAGGGCCCCCUUAGAUUAUGAGGCCCUGGGCUGUAUCCCAUGCAGCCCAUAUGUAAAUCCGGCACUGGAUGGGAGUAUUGUGAGAUACAAGAAACACAAAAGAAAAUUCUCCAGAAAUCUACUAAUUUCAAGAUUAAUGUCUUUUCUCUCCUCUUAAGACCAAGUCCAGAAAAAAAUUGCACUGAUUGGCGCCAAGCCCAGAAAAAGUUACAGUAAUUGACAUUUUAUUGAUAGCUAGUUGGACAGACUAUUAGUGGAAUUAAUAGUCUUUAGAGUACAGGUUUAUGUGUCAAUGUUGGGUCAUUGCUUGAAGACAUUUUUAAAGGUAUAAUAGACUUUGGUCACUCUCCCUGGUAGGAUCCUUGAUUUUGCAAGUUGCCAGCAAUGAGUGUCAUUAAUCAAACAGCUUGAAUGGGAUUUUGUAGCUGUUUUGAAAUCAAUUGAACUGUAGAAUAGGGCAUCUCUGUCUGACACAGUGUUCUGACAUCUCACAGGGGUUUUUUUACACUUGUCUUCCAUAGCUGUUUUAUCUGUCUGUUUAUUUGCAGCCUGCAAAAAAGAAGCAGAGAGCACAAGUCAUUGAGUUUUUCAUUGAUGUUGCUCGCGAGUGCUUUAACAUCGGGAAUUUUAACUCGCUGAUGGCAAUCAUAUGUAAGUGUGUUAUUGUCAUUUCUGAAUUAUAUUAAGGAUAUGUAAAGUGGAUUCCCUUUCCUAAUUGUUGUAACCUGCCCUGGGACCUUAGGGUGAAGAGUGGAUAAUAAAUUGUAAUAAUAGUAACAAUAACAAUAACAAUAACCGUAACAGCAACAGCAACAGCAACAACAAUAGCAGCAACCACAACAAUAAAGUCUUCCUCUGUUCUUUUUCCUCUUAUUUUCCUCCAGCCGGUAUGAACAUGAGUCCAGUCUCCAGGUUAAAGAAGACUUGGUCAAAAGUGAAAACAGCCAAAUUUUUUAUCCUUGAGGUAAAAUGUUCAGAAUUACGUAUUUGCUAUUCAUGCAUUUAUUUAAACCAAAUAUUGCUAGGCAAGGGCCAAAUGAUAUGAUUGGCUUUGCAUAUCACAUUAAAUUAAAGAUGGUAAAGAAGUAAAAAGCAGAAAUAUCAGGAAUAAAGUCCAGACCACAAAUAAGUGCACAAAUGUAUUCUUUUCCAGUCUUGUCUAUUUAGCGCAGGCCAUGGUUAAGAGCUAUACUGAGUUCUGGUGUUAUCUUGACUUAACUAGCAACCCUCAUGCUAGGAUUGACGGGCAUUAAAACCAGAGAAUAUAUCAAACAGCUACCAAGUUAUGGGCAAUCAGUGCCUGAAAUCUGUCAGCAGGGGAAAUUGCGCAUCAGACUAUCCCGUGGUAAUUUUGGAAAUGUCUGUAUUUGCUUGGAAUCAAUUGUGAGGCUCACUGCUGAGGUUCCUAUGAUAAUGUAAGUUAGGCAAGCCAUUUCCUCUGUAGAGUACUUUCAGAAUAUCAUUUUAAGGAGCAACCCUCAGGUAUACCUGUGCUUCUUAAUUCAGUUAACAAGUUCUACAUACUAUACAACUGUUGCUACCGCUUCAGUCAGUCCUUCUUGCCACACACCUUUGCUUGUCUUGGUACAAGUGGGCUCUCUCUUGAAAAACCGAGUGGACUGCCAGUUUGUCCAGCAUACAAAGUUGAAGUAGGCCUGUCUCAUUUGUAGAUGUAUGUGCAUGUUCACACACACACACACACACAUGCAUAAGUGUUUGGUGUAAUUACAUGGUCGCACCACUGUACAAUCCUGGCAUUGCUCUGCACUCCGGAAACAGAUUAAUCGAGGAGUGGCAGUUGCCGUUUAAUAUUCUGCCAUUAGGGUAAACCGUGUGUGAUCUGUGUGUUUGUCUGUGCCUAACAACAACAAAAUAAGUAGUGACCACUAACAACAACAACAAAAAUCAUCAUAUGGAAGCAUCUUUAGAAGCACUCUUAGAGGACUGAAGGGUUUUUAUCAUGACAAAAAUGUUACGGACUGGUCACUCUUAAGAAACUAGAUGAAAAUAAAUGAAUAGAAAUUGACCUGAAAAGGAGGUGUUGAGUAGUUUUGUCUCUAGUUCACCUGUAUUGCUUACCACAUCAGCUUUGCACUGCAAAGGCAAUUCAAAAUAUCUUUUGAUCUUCCAAUGUUUUCUUCCUCUCUAGCAUCAAAUGGACCCUACAGGUAAUUUUUAUAACUACAGAACUGCAUUGCGGGGAGCUGCACAUCGGUCCCUAACAGCACACAGCAACAGGGAAAAGGUAUUAUUAUCAUCAUCAUCAUCUUAUUUUUCCGCCAAGAAGCUCAGCACAAUACAGUGGACUCUCGGGUUGCGAACGUGAUCUGUGUGCAUCUGCGCACGCGCGGGUUGCAAUUCGGUGCUUCUGCACAUGCGCGAGCCUGGAAGUAACCCGUUCUGGUACUUCCGGGUUUCAGCGGGUCCGUAACCCGAAAAAACGCAACCUGGAGCAUCUGUAACCCAAGGUAUGACUGUAAACAUGCUUCUACACCAAUAUUAUCCUUACAACAACAAAGGUAGGUUAGGCUGAGAGAUAAUUGACUGGACAAAGUCAUGCAGUGAGGUCCAUGACCAAGCAGCGACUCAGCCUGUGUCUCCUUCACCUGCUCCAGAUCACCAUGCUGCCCUGGAACUGUUUCUUUUCACAGCCCAUACUGGCUGGUUUUAUAGUUGUUCAUCUUUUCAGCAUCCCUGCAUGAGAGGCAAAAUACUGUGAUAUUCUGAAGGUUGCAUCCAACUGUUGCUCAGCUGUCAGUGUCUUCUAUCAGUAGAGCAGGGAGGGAAGAAAUACUCAGUGAUUCCUCAUUCCCCCACUGGAGGGUUCCCCAGCCCUCUGGAGCAGAGGCAAGACAAUGUGGUGCAGGUCCUUUGAAAUGAAGAUUCUGCAAUUAUAUAGGCUCCCUGAUUGCCUCAGCUGCAAGUAGCGAGGUGGGGAAGAGCCCACACCACUGGGGAAUCUUUUGCCCUAGUCUGAACAAAUAGAUCCAUAGGGAGAUGAUAAGAGGUAUAAUAAGGAAGGAUAUAUAUAAUAAGGAAAUGAAUAUGAGACAGCCACAUUCAUGCUUGAAUGAGAAGCUGAUACUUUUAAGAUGCUUAUGCAGUCUGUCUCUAAGGUAUAGCCAUGCAAGCCUGUUUCUCUAUUACUUAUCUCAUUUCCUGUGGAAGUCAUUCAUGCUGGUUACAUGGGAAAGUUUCUCUUUAAAACCAAGGGCAGCAGAAGGUUAAUAGUCAGAUGGAAACGCAAGGGAUAAAGACUACAUCCUCCUUUAACUGAAUGCAUAAUGUGAUAGUUGCCAAGAAGGUGUUUAUGCAUCAAAUCCAGACCUCAUCAUGGUUUGGUGUUUUCAAAUCCCACAGCCACUAUAGCUGUAAUUCUGCUCUCCAAGCCUUAAUGUCAUUUCUUCAUAUUUUUUUAAAAAAUGUAAUAUUUUUACUCACCCUGGGUCAAAUGAAAUGAAAUGUGAUUGCUAUUAAUUUAAAGAUAAAUAUUGUCCACUGCUGGUUAUAUAUCCAAGCCCUCCCUCCUUCUUUUGAAGUACCGGUAUAUAAUAUAAUCUGACACUUUGGGCUUAGUUUUCUUAAUGCUUGAAUAGAAAUGGGGGGAAAGACAGAGGUUAAAUUAAUUAAAUCAGGUAGAGAUUGAAUAUAUUUUUUGAAAGUUAAAAAACACAGCUUUGAGUUGUGAGUUGCUGUGGAAAGUGUGCAUACCCACACGCAUACAGAGGAUUCGUUAUUUGAAUGGAAGUGUAUAUUACAUCAUGGAGUGGAUUUUUUUCUAGGCAAGUGCAGGAGAUGAAUAUCUUAAGACCUUAAUUGACUAUCUGAUUUGACUUGCAAAUUCUCAGCACGUUGAAGCAGACACAGUGACUGCUGCUCACAGUAGACUACACAUUCAAUGUGUCAUGCAUUCCAAUGGACUGUUAUCAGAAAGUAACUGUGUGGAGAAUUUAAUUUAGGGCUAUGCAGAAGAAUAGGAUCUGAACAGGGAAGCCAAAAUGACAUUCUUACAUUGUGUAUUGAUGCUUUCUACUUUUGAAAGCUGGGGUACAUUCCACGACUCUUUGUGUUUGAUUUUUAAAAAAUUGUUUAUACUGUAGUUAAGUCAUUCAUUGUUUAUUUACAUAAUUUAUAUCGUGCCCCUUCAAUAUGUAUUUACGCUUCCAAGACACUCAAGAAAAAGGAAAAGUACAAAAAAGCAUACAGUAAUAGUAAAAAAGAAGAGAAUGACGUGAAAUUUAGAAAUAGUGGGGCCCUCUUUGUAUGACAGACAGAGUGGGAGUGAGUGGGGAAUUCUAACUGUUGCCCUUAGUGUAGGUUUUUUUAAAUCAUGGGAUUGUUAAUUUGUUCAUGUGAUUUAUUGGGCUUGUUUUCAUGGAUUCCGUGAUUUCCAUAUAUUAUUUUUUCCAUAUAUUAUCUUUAUUACUAUUAAUAAUAAUAUUCCCCACCCCACCCUGGGAUUGAAAUAUUCACUGAAGAGCAGGUUUGAAUUUAGAAAUAAUAAAGAAAACUACAAUAUAAUAAAUAGGGUUGGGGAGCAAUCUUUACCUCUAUGCACACCUCUCAGCUCAGCUCAGCAGGGCUUUUUUUUUUUUUUUUUUACUGCCUUGCCAAAGUUGGCAGCUGGGCCAAAAGGUGGGGGGGGGGGUGUCAGACAGAUCACUGUACCAACCUGCACCUCCCAUGCCUUCAUGUGAUGGCUGCAGGUCUGGCUCAGGAUCCAGCAGAUCCCAGGACAGCUCAGCCCCACCCCCUGGAAGGCUCUAUUUUGUUGGGUGAAAGAAGCUGUGCACCAGCUCAGUAAUGCUGGCAUCACUCUGCAGUUGCGGUCUGAUUCCCUCGGCCUGAAGCAAGAUGAGUGCCGAAUCCCAUAGUUGCCUUUGACUGGACUUAACUGUCCAGGGGUCCUUUACCUUUACUUUUUUACCUAAUGAGGGCACCCGGCAGGCCCCCUGAGGGGAUUGCAAAGGUGAGGAGGCUCUCUCUGUGUAGUUGCCAGCAAUUACACUUGAGAUUGUAAGGGACGCGGGUAGCGCUGUGGUCUAAACCACAGAGCCUAGGGCUUGCCGAUCAGAAGGUCGGCGGUUCAAAUCCCUGCGACGGGUUGAGCUCCUGUUGCUCAGUCCCAGCUCCUGCCCAGCAGUUCGAAAGCAUGUCAAGAGCAAGUAGAUAAAUAGGUACUGCUUCAGCAGGAAGGUAAACGGCGUUUUCGUGCACUGCUCUGGUUCACCAGAAGUGGCUUAGUCAUGCUGGCCACAUGACCCGGAAGCUGUCUGUGAACAAACGCCGGCUCCCUCGACCAGUAAAGUGAGAUGAACGCCACAACCCGAGAGUCGUCUGCGACUGGACCUAACGGUCAGGGGUACCUUUACCUUUACCUUUUACACUUCAGAUUGUGUAGUGAAGAAAGGUCUCAGGUGGCUGUCUCAGUGGACAGGCUGACUGAUGUGAGAGAAGGCACUCUUAACAGGUAUUUUGGGCCUAAGCCAUGUACGGCUGUAAAGAUUAAGAGCAACAGUAUGCAGAGGCGAAGCAACCUGCUCCAGUACCCGGAACAGUGUUCAUCCCAGUGGGCGUGGCGCAUGGCCCAGGGGGGGUGCGCGUCCUGGGGGGAUGCGGAGAGCGGUGCGUGCCCCGGGAGGUGCCGCCAAUCAGGGGUCAGCAUCUUGUCAUCCCCCCCUUUGGAAUGGCAUCCGGGGCGGCCACACACCCCCGUAAUGCCCCUGACAGUAUAUCUAGCAUAGUUGCACCAACCCAUUUCAUGUAGCAAUUCAUAGGAGGGUCAGAGCUUGAGGAUACCGUAUUUUUUGCUCUAUAAGACGCACCAGACCACAAGACGCACCUAGUUUUUGGAGGAGGAAAACAAGAAAAAAAAAAUUCUGAAUCCCAGAAGCCAGAACAGCAAGAGGGAUCACUGCGCAGCGAAAGCAGCAAUCCCUCUUGCCGUUCUGGCUUCUGUGAUAGCUACGCAGCCUGCAUUUGCUCCAUAAGAUGCACACACAUUUCCCCUUACUUUUUAGGAGGGAAAAAGUGAGUCUUAUAGAGCAAAAAAUACGGUACUUUAUGUGCUCUUCUAAUUAUCUGCCUAAUGAUGACUCUUUCAUCAGUCCCUUGGCCCAGCCGGUGACAGUGCACUAAUUUCAGCUGCGUCAAAAUGAUCUCUCACACACCUUCCAUCUACACACACACAUGUACACAAAUAUACCAGAAAAUACAAAAUAGGUUAAAAUACAUAUCAGAAAUCCAACUUACAACAUAUACAGAUAAAUCAUGUGAAAAGCAAUGUGUGAAGUGGUUAGAAUGCAGCAUUCUUGUUGAUGUGUGGCAAUCAGAACUGCUCACAGUAUUCCAAGUAUGGUUGCAGCACGUGAUGACAUUAUGAUAUUAGCAGAUUUCACUUCAAUCCAUUUCCUAAUGAUCCCUAACAUAGCAUUUACCUUUUUCACAGCUGCCAGCCACAAACUGGGUUAACAUUUUCAACAAACUAUCCACUAUGACCUCAAGAUCUUUUUCAGUCAGUCAUUCACCGCCACUUUAGACCCUAUUAUCAUCAGUGAUGUAGAUAUGAAUUUUCCCCAGAGUGCUCUGUUUUUCUGCAAUUUUCUGUGUCGUAAGGUCAUUAGUAACAAUGAAUGGCUGCCAAUUGCAAAUAAGAAAUCAGGCUAGCUUUGUUUACUAAACACAAGGAAAUAAACAUGCUAAGUUAGGCUAUUCUCUAGGGCAUCAGAACAUUAUCUGUUGCAAAUUACCGUAUGCAAAUUAUCCUAAUUUGUGGAAGCACUGAUAAUUAUAUCCUGUUACAAUUCACUUACUAGUGGAACCACAUUAGGGCUAAUUUUUCAGUAUGAAAAUUGGCUUUUGAUAGGGGAGAGUGACAGGAGAGGAGCAGCUACAUUAUCCUUUUAACAUACACUUACUUUUGUUUUGUGAAUAUUUUAGCUUCAGCAAGGGCAAACUCCCUCUUGGGAUUCCCAAUGGCUUUCUUUUUUCGAUGCACAUACUGCUCAAGCACACCAGUACCAUAAAUAACUUGAGGACAUUGGUUGCCAAACCAAAUGACUACUUUACUGCUACACUUUUCCAGAGUCUUACCUUUCCUCAAGGCUAUAGUACUCUAGUGUGUACUUAAGUUACAGUUCAGUUCAUUUACCAAAGGACCUGGGGAUAUAUUUGAAAGAUAUGCCCAGCUGACUUAUUCAUUCUCACUUUAAUAGAAACUAUAGCUCCUGUAGGAGAGACAGGAAUUCACUAGCUAGGUGAGUUUAAAUCUUCUUCAGGGAGCCUGGCACAGUGUUUUGUGAGUGAAGAGGAGCUGCCCUUAUAAGACCCUUGCGAGCUACACUCCAGGUCAAGUUAUAGUGAAAUGAAUAGACCAUUGUUGCUCUGCAGGAUAACCUAGCAGACUUGCUUAUCUACCUUUGCCCUGUCCUUGGCUGAUAAAGCAUCUGAGAGAAAACUGUCUACAGUGGGAAACCCAAAAAGAGAGUCAAGUAUAAGGGCAGUGGCAGAGGAAUAUUUCACAGAUUAUGAUUCAGCUAUGUUAAUGUUUUAAGUUUAUAUUACUCAACUAUUAUUUUCAUAUAUAAAAGUAUUUAUAGACCACUAUUUCACUGUAAAAAAAAUCAAAGCAGUUUAAAACAAAAGUACAUAAAGCCAUAUAGUGAAAACCAUAUAGUCCCCAGACUUGGUAAGUUAAGCAUAGUUCCGAAUCUGAAUAAAAAAUAAAUAUGGUAUAUUUUGGUAUAUACCAAACAUGGUAUAAGACAAGAUAGAUACCCAAUGUAAAUCCAUGUUGCUUCAUUUGAUACUUUUGAAAUUUAUACCAGGUGAGGAUCAAACUUAAUGUGAAACAUCCAGCAGAUAGGUACCAACUUCACGGCAUAUCUUUCGUUCCCUCCUGUGAAAAUUCUUUAAAUCAGAGCCUUCGUCAUGUUAAGUCAUGAGCAUCUACUUUUCUAUAUGUUGGCUUGAUUGGGGUUUAAUUGUUAAUGCUCACUUCAUCAAGGGCUUAUGCAACUACGUUGUGCUCUUUGCCUCUUUACUGUCUGUACACUGGUGAAAGUUAAUCACCUUGCUUAUUAAAAUGUUAAUGUUAACAAAAUGAUGUUAAAUAUCGAUGUUACUGAAAUAUUAAUAGGUAAUAAACUGAAACCUUAAUUCCACAAAGCUUAGAUAGAUUGUGUUUUGCCAAUUCACAUAGAAAAUCUCUUCAGCAUGACAGCUAUUUUGUGGGUUGUUAUCUCUUGUAUCUCCUCUAGGCCUCACUAGUAUUAGUAUUUCGUCAUUAGAGUAGUACUGUACACUGAAAAGUUAAUCUCUCUUUUCUUCUUGUGAAUGAACAGUUCUUUCAUGCAUAAAGAACAGAACUGCGAAAGAUAAUAGUCAUGUCAUUCUUUUCACAGAUUGUGAUCCCCUUCUUCAGCCUACUGAUCAAAGACAUUUACUUUUUGAAUGAAGGAUGUGCCAACCGCCUUCCAAAUGGACAUGUCAACUUUGAAGUAAGUGCAGCAAACAUCUUUGUCAAGCAAGUGGUUGAUAGGUUCUUUGAGCCCUUGUGCUUACAUUCCUGAGUACAACGAAAAGCAUACGUGAACAAAAAAUUAUUACCUUGAUUACCCCCAAAGUCAAACAAUUCCCAGCAGACUUUUUCAUAUAAAUCCUUUAAACAUUUUUUACUUGAGUUUUCAAUUUCAGAUGGCAUGAUCCAAAAGCUCAUAUGCAGAAACACCAUGCACACACUGGGGGUUUCCCCAACUCCCUUUCAUGCAGAACCCCCCCAAACUACUAAAAAGUUAUCUCCCCCUUCAGAGAUUUUAAUUUUUUUGUUUUACAUGUUUUAAAACGUAGAGCAGUUGGUGGGAUUAAACUUCUGGUUCAUAUUCAGUGCCACCAAAACUGUUGUAAUUUUAAAUUCCAAGUGUUGCAUGAAAUGCCUGUUAUUUAAAACACAGUUUAAUAGCAGCAGAGGAAAAGAGUAGCCUGUGUAUUAUGUGAGACGUGUGCAUUGCUUACCUGAGAUAUGCAGAUUUUAUUACAACUCCAUAACUCUUUUCUUUAUUCUUUAAAAUAUUUCUAUACUGCCUUUCAUAUUCAGUUACCAAAGCACCAUCAUUUCCUUUUGUGUGUUAGAGAAACACAAGGAAAGCUGUGCUGGACAAACAAUCCACUUGCUCCUAACUUUUAAAAAUAAUAUACCAGACACAUUAAGCAGCUAACAUUUUUGAGGAAUGUUAAAACCACAGAAAUAAUUUUACUGACACACAAAUUCUGUUUACCUAGACUUUUUCUUCCCCAAUCCUUACAGAAAUUCCUGGAACUGGCUAAGCAAGUAGGUGAAUUUAUAACAUGGAAACAAGUAGAAUGUCCAUUUGAGCGAGAUGAUAACAUCAUCCACUAUUUACAUACUGCGCCCAUCUUUACUGAAGAUGGUAAGAAAUUCCUUUUUUUGACAAAUGCUAUAGUGGUUCACUACUAGCAUUGUUCCAUAGUUCAUGAUAAAAUAUGAUUUUCAAAAUGUGUCGUCGCACAGAUCCAUUGUCUACAAUAUAAGAAUGAUUAUCUGGGCCUUGAUUGUUUCCAUAACUUUUUGACAAGGCAUCUUGCUUGUAGCAAAUCAUCUGCAUGCAGUGCUCACAGAGAAACAGGCCUGACAGUCAUACUAUGAGGGGCAGUUCUGAAUGUCAUUGCUGAAAGCAUUCAAAGACAGAGUUACUGUUCCCUAUAAGUCAACCAGUCUAUCUCUCUCUUAGUUUGUGAUGGCUGUAGGCAGGGAAAGCAGAGCUCAGCUCACAGCAGAGAUCUAGUUACCUCUUAAUAUGUGCUUAAAGGGGGAGAACCCUUUCAAUUCAGUUCUUUCAUCAUGUAAUUAAUCAUACCCAUUUGCAAAUGAGUUUUUGUCUGACUUCUCUUCCUACCCAUCCAAUCUAUCAUGUUGCUCUCUGCCGUCUCCUAAUGGGUUAAAUCAGUCGUAUCCCAUUAUCAUCAGCAUCGGAGAUAAGGGCUGAGUUUGCUAGCUUUGCCUAGACAUGCCCAUAGGCUUCACUGACUUUUAGAUUGCUUCUGAACUUUUUUGAUUUUUAAAGAGCAGUCUUUAAAACUCAUCCACAUUAAUCAAACAGGACAGCUGAGACUUCACUGGCCACACAUGAAUUUAGAAUGUAGCAAGGAAAAAUUAUGUCCAAGCUGCACAAGCAACAGCUGCCCAAGCUAACAUAUAUCUAUGUAAUAAUUAUAGUGAGCUCUAUAAAAAGGAAACAAGAAGAGUGUAACUCUGUCAGUGCUCAGAGUCUUCUGGAACAGCCAAAGUAAUUUCAGAAGAUCUGCUAUUAGAGUCCAAGACAGGAACUCUAACUUGUUUAAGUAUUGAUUCCAGGAAGGUGAAGCCCACAGGUUGGUAAGGAGAAAGCAGGUCUGGUAAGACUUCUGAGGCUGCCAGAGAGUCUAGGAAUAAACCAGGCAGCCCAGAUAUAAUCCACAAGUUCCAGGGGCUCUUGGCUGGAGCCUCCACAGCCCAAGCUGACUCUCCUAACCAGACUGGUUCCUCCUGUGUUCCGCGUCAGACUUUUGGCCAGUCCCUUUGCCCAACUAAGAUUGCUUUGCACACUAUUUCUCUUGGUUGAUGCUACUUCUCAUUUCAGCAGAGCUGCGACCUUCUAGAUAGUGUUGGACCCCAACUCCCAUCAGCCCCAGUGAGCAUGGCCAGUGGUCAGGGAUGUUGGGAGUUGUAGUCCAGCACCACCUGGAGUUCCCCAGUCCUGUUGUAGAAGAACCUUUUACACAUUAUAUGUGUUGUUAUCACCCGUGAUGAUACAUACACUGAUAUGGUCCAGUACCAGUUGCACUAACAAGUGGUUGGUCUGAAUGAAGAUGCACAUCUUUUCCUCUUUAGUAGAAGCUGUUUGCGGCCAAUUCAGUGAAUUAACAUUUGAAUAGGUAUGGGGAUGAAGAUCCAGAUGCACAUCUGUAUCUCCAUUCAUGCUGGCCUCAAUCACCAAUUAAAUUUAAACUGUAGUUACAGGUAUUUAAGCACUUUGAGCAUGUGUUGCUUGAUCCUGUGCAUGCUUACUCAGAUGUGAGUCCCACUAAAUGUGCAGAUGAGUGUCAGCUUACCUAAGAAACAUAAACCUCCUUGUUUGAUUAGAAUGCUACCUUGUGGGCUACUGAUCGUCUCAAUAAGGAAUGUUGCCUUUUAAAACUUCCUUUUUUUUAGGUUUGUACCUGGCUUCCUAUGAAAGUGAAAGUCCGGAAAACCAAACUGAAAAAGAGAGGUGGAAAACCUUGAGGUAUUAUUUCAUUUAUGUUGGAUCAUGAUCUUCUGAAGUGGAAAUAGGUAGAUAUGGGCAUAGAGAGGGUGGCUACUGGAGUUUGCACACAUAGCUCAGCUAGCAGAACAUGAGACUCUUUAAUCUCAGGGUUGUGGGUUCGAGCCCCAAGUUAGGCAAAAGAUUUCUGCAUUGCAGGGGGUUGGACUAGAUGACUCUUGUGGUCCCUUCCAACUGUAUAAUUUUGUUUCUGUGAACACAUACACAUACACACACACACGUAAUGGAUGACUCCUUUUAAUGGAGAACCCUUUUGGGAAGGGGCAACUGAUACUGGAGAAGUGGAGGAAGGAGGGCAUACUACUGUGACACGCACUUGUGUGUGUAGCUUGGCUCAAAGGCAGUAAUACCAUAAGAUACUUACUUUUGCUUAAAAGUACACUAAUGGCCAGAACACAAUCAUGGCUGCUUGGGUUCAGAUUGACCUUUGAACUAAGUCUCCAACACUUGAGAACCCUUAGGUAUUCUCUUCCACCCAAUUGUUACCAGUGAUUAGAAUAAAAGGGCACAUCACAUGAAGCCUAGCUUUUAGAGGAUGACUUAGUUAAAUGGGAGCCACUCUGCUGUGACAUACUGAUUCUAGAAUGAACAAGCUGAAUUAGAUUGAAGGGUCAGGACUAUUGCCUUUUUUUAAAAGUGCAUAGCAAUGCUCAUAAUAUGACUUCGUUAGAAAGCAUAAAUACAAAAAAACUUCACUAUUUAGUUUCUUUUUACUGCUACAGUAAGACAAUUUUAAGACUGAAAAUGCUGUUUGUGGCCACUUAUCUUUCCUAAAUGUGUCCUCACAAUACAUGGAUGGAAAUAGCUGGAAGAUGCAUGUCUUUGUGUCUUAGAAACAUUUGAUAAUAUAUCGAAAUGUGAGUAAGAAAAGUGGUAACAUGGAGAGUGACAGUUUCCUCUAUUGCUUGGUCAGCAAAGCAUCUUGUUUAAUAUGUGCCCCAGCAGUGUAUUUUGGGGGUUCUCCUGAGGUAAGGGCUACACCAUUUGAGUUUCUCCUUUGCUCCAGUUACUUCCCUUGGGCAUUUGACAUAGCCAGUCAUCUAUUCAGUGCAGAACAGAAAACAUGGCUAUUCUGAAUUACUCUUUGUCACACUAACUUUCUUGCUCUUUUACCUAUUCUCACGUUUCUCCUUUGCAGGACAACUAUCUUAGGAAAGACUUGAAGCUAAAGAUCUAUAAUUGCAGUAGGACAAACAAACAAACAAACAAACAAACAAACAAACAUCAGCAAAACUACUUUGCACUACUGAUUCCAAAGAUGCCUAUUUGGGAUUUAUGAGAUUUUAUUCUUUAUUUUUGUGUGCAUUUUGGACUAUUUGUGGUUCACUGGAUUCAGAGGUGUAUUUUUACUGCACGCACAAUGAUGUUUUCUAGCUACUCUCGAACAGCAAAAGGCCAGGAGGUGGCUUCUUCAUGGCUGUACCAGAACAGAGUUCUUCUCGCUGUUUACACUUGCCUCUGAAGGAAGAGCAAAUGGCACAGAGAGCCAUGAUGCUGCAAACACAAAAGAUUUUCACUGGAAAGGUACAGGGUGUGUAUCUCUGAAGCAGGGUGUAUUGGACAAUAACUCUCCAAGAGCUGUCAAAAGUGUAUUAUGCUAAACACAGCAUUAAUCUGGCCACUUGCUACAUAAGGGGGAGGAAAACCUUGUUUUUUCCUCUACAGCUUUCAGCCUCAGUGAACAAUAUUCUGAUGGCAGGAGAUAAAAGACUUAAUACAAAGCCACAUCAGUAUGGGAAAAUCCAUGCAAACGCUUCCCUUUUUAAAAAAAUAAUAAUACAGAAGCAUAUGAGCUGUGAACAUUCAUUAUUUCUCCUUAUGUUUGGGGUGUAUAUCAUUAUUAUUAUUUCCUUACAGUCAACUGCUAAACUGUUCUGAUGAAGUCAAUGGCUUUCAGUCAUACUUACCUCUGUAUAAAGCAUGUAGCAUAUUCUCUAGUUCUGUUGACUGAUGACUCAGAGAAUAGUCUUCAAAGGGGCCUUACCUCAUUGACAAUUGAUGGAAGAUUAAUCUGUUAAGGGCUCUAACAGUUAUUUUCCUUUUGCCUGCUCAUUUUGUCUUCAUGUCUAAGGCAAACAAUAUUUGAGAGGGGGAAUUACUAGACGUUGGGGCUCUUUUUCCAGUGCAUUUGAGAGAACACUUUUCACUCCAUGAAAUGUUGCACUUUGGUAAAAGAAUUGUCUACACACUGUUCAUAACGUUGGUUUCUUAUUUUAUAAUUCUCCUCUUUAUGGUCACUGCUCUCCCUCUACGUGAACAGUUUGCCAUCUAUUGUGUUGUUCAAUAGAGAUCAGGAAGCUGCCGCAUAAUACAAAUGCCAAGUAAUAAUUGCUUAGUUAUUGUACUUUCAUGUAAAACAGAUGUAACAUAACUCUUUUUAAUAAUUUAAAUAUAAGUAAUAGGAUGGAAGUGAAACUCAUAUCUUUUGUCACUAACUGUAUAGAACUAUGGGGAGGUGUGCAAGCCUUCACUUAGUAACUGAGGCUGUUUUUGUAACAGGAUUGCCAGUUCAGAUGUCAACAACCACACUGUACAUGUUGUAAAUUUGGUCUUAGAAUGACAUGUGCUCACUACAUAUAAAAAAAGAUAACUGACACUCAUCUUUAGGUGCAUAUCAAUGCAUUCAUGGUACAGCCAAAUUUCAGGAUUCUUCCAUCUAAAAAAAAAAAAAAAAGCUGGAAGGAAAAUAGAAGUUGGGUGUAUCCUGUGAACAAUUUAUUGCCACACAUUACUUCUCAGAUGUAGUGGCAGCUGGUACAAUCCACAAGAACCACCUCUGUUUCGCACCACAUGUAAGCUUUUAGCAUAACGAUCAAGGAUGAAACAGACACUCUACUGAACAAGCAUUAGACACCAGGAUGUCUUUGAACAGUAACUUAGCUAGACUGUUGAUUUCAUGCUCUGAGUGUUUACCCACAUGAGACUUCCUCUGGGGCUGCUCAGAAGCUGACACUGGUGCUUUCUUUUAAAUGAGGCAAUCCUAACCUCUGAAAUGCAACUCAAUGACUGCAUCUACAGGGACUUGUGUUAUCACUUCUUGAAAAGCCUGUUUAUACACUCCCUUGUUAUUUGUGUUCUACAGUGACAUCUUGUAUCAUGGCAGCUAAUGCUGGCUUGAAAACACUUUAUGCCAGUCUUUUACAAAUAAGUUACUAGCUCAUAAAAAUGUAUGCUUGCCUGCCUGCCCACCCUCCCUAUGUGAAUUACUUGUAGCCUAAAAGAGACUGGACAAAAAAGAGAGAGAGAAGGGGAAAUAUUUUGUAAGUUUCAUUGCCUUGUCACCUUGGCAGAUUCUUAUUUGUCACAGACAACCAGGCAAGUGUCUAUAUACUAGCUUGCUUUGUGUGAUCAGUACCACUAUGUGGUAAGAGUUUUUGUUUUUAACAAAGUUUACAUUUUUCGCAUAGAGUGCCACAAUGUAGAAGUUGUUUUGGGUGGCUGUUGCAUGAGAGCUGCAGUGUUUAGACCCACUGUUAAAUCUAUUGAGGUCUCUUUCCGUAAUGGUUUUCAGCAUCUGGCUUGGAGGUAAGAGACCCGACUCUGAGAAACCUUAGAGAACAGGUGAGUUGCUGUAGGACUGGAGAAAGGGCAAAGGUUGUCUUAAUCUUCAAAAGGGGGGAACCUGGCCUUUGGUACUAGAGAAGAUGCUGCAGUAAAGUUAAUAAAGGGUAUUGUAUUGCUGGAAUCCUUGGUUGCAUUUCUUAUUGAGUUCCCUACCAGGAAUGAACCAGAGGGGUGGUCUCAGCAAUACCCUUGACAAACAGAAUGUGAAGCAGCCAGUCUGUAAGCAUCUUGAUAAGCAGUGAUUAGCAGAAGCCAGAAUUGAUUUGUCAAUAAUAAAUUCUGCCCAACUAAUCUUAUCCUCCUCUUUUUCAUUGGCUAACUAGUGUAAUGGAUUGUGGAAACAUAGUGGAUGUGAUUUAACAAAGCAUUUGGCAAAGUCCCCCGUGGUAUUUUGAUUGGCAAAGUGGUUAAUUGUGGGCUAGAUGAUAAUACUGUCAAGUAGAUUCAGAGCUGGCUAGAAAACUACUCAAAGAGUGCUCAUCAAUGUUAUUCAUCAAACUGGAGGGUUUUAAAGUGGAGCGCCAUGGUGCUUCAUCCUGGAUCCAGUACUCUUUAGCAUCUUUACCAAUGAUUUAGAUCAGAGGUGGAUAAUCUUUUGUUCUCCAGAUGUUGACAAACCACAGCUCCCAUCAUCUAUGACCAUGGGCAAUUGAGUUUUGAGUUCAGCACCUGAAGGGGCACAGGUUAGCCACCUCUGGAUUCAGGUGGGGGCUAUCCUUAACAAAUUUGCAGAUGACACAAAACUGGGAGAGAUUGCUUCAGAAGACAGGAUUUAAAUGCAAAAUGACCUGGAUAGAAUGGGAAGCUGGGUCGACCUUAACAAAAAGAAAUCCAGGUAAGAAAAAUGCUAAAAUCCUCCAAUUGGGUGAGGGUGGAGGGAAAUCAUGCCAAGGUAUAAGGCGAGAGACACAUGGUUUGGCCGCAGUACAUGUGAAAAGAAUCCUGGGACUGCAGUAAAUCAAAAGUUGACUUCGGCUUGCACAAUGGGGUUUCCUUUUCUUCUUGUCCUUGCAGCCCCUUGUGUACCCUCCAGAUCUGCUGCAGAGGGUUAGGGAGUAAAUUUAGGGGAGUGUAUGAAGGGUUGUGGUGAAAGGGGGUGGACCUUGGAAGUCUGUUUGCACACCAUUAUGUAGAACCAACAGUUUCCAAGUCAUAGAAGUAACAGUUUCAUUUUAUUAUGUACUAAUAGGGAGACGUAAUCUGGAACAUUGUGACCAAUUCUGGACAUUUCAAAUUGGUUCAGAGGAGGGUCAAAGGUGUAGAAAAUAAAUCCUGUGAUCAAAAUUGAAGGAACGGAAUGGGCAGGAUUCACCUAGCCAGCCUGGCAGCAGAAGCCCUGUGCAAGGACUUCCACUUGUGCAAUGGAGCUCCCUUCCCUCCACUCUCCCUGCCUGCCCUCCACACAUCCCAAAAUUGGCUCAGUGGAGGUUAGGAGAACCUCCAGAACUACACGCAGGGAGAAAAACGCUAUAUUGAGUUCCAUUCAGUAUGUUUAGCCAGGAAAAGAGAAUGCAGAGGGAGGACUUGAUAGUACUCCUCAAAUAUCUGAAAGACUGUCCCACAGAAGAGGGCAGAAGAAGACUGAACUAGAGCAAGUAGGCUUAAAUUACAGGAUGGCAGAUUUUUGUUGAGCAUGAGGAGAAAUUCCUUAAUGGUAAGAGCAGUUUGACAAUGGAAUCAAUUGCCAAGGAAAGCAGUGGCCUCUCUCUAGUCGUUGAAGUCUUCAGACAGAAGUCUGUUGGGACUGAUCGAAUUUUGGAUUUCCUGCAUGGGCCAAGAAGUUAGCAGGUAGACUCCAGUUGUAUGAUUCUAUGAAGCAAAUGUUAUGGCUGCUCGUUGGGCAUUACAUCUGCACUCUCUAGUUGCAGCAUUACACAUUGACCAGUUUGGCUGCACUGAUGUUACAGGGGAACAAGAAGUUGAAAACGAAGUCCAUUCUCCUUAGUUAAAAAAAAAAAAAAGCUAGUUGAUCCUGGAUUACUCACCCCCCCACCCCCACCCAGAAAAAACAUUAAAACUUUAUUGGCUGUUCUUGGGGGUAUGUUUUUAGGGAGGCUAUCUGAUAACCAGGAUGAUAAAACCAGAGCCAGUUUUGAUAUUCCUAAAGAGUUUGCUAUUAACAUUUGAAUAUGUGCUGAUGAAAAGAGGUCCUUUUCAGCUUAACAGCCUUCUGUAUGAAAUCAGUCCCAAAAUGGUUUCUGUGUAGACUCCGUAGAUUCCAACCAGUUCUAGAAUGUAUUCAUGAAUAACAAUCAGAGCCAUAUGUGCAUUCUCUAAAUGGCCAUUCGCUUAAGUACAUGCAUCUUUUAAAUUGCCUGUUUAUGACUAUAAUGGCUAACAUUAUGUGGAAGUGGUGAAUGAUGAUCCUGCGUUUUAAAAGUGAAAAUUCUAAUUUGUUUUCAGUGGUCCAUAGCAGAUAUGUCUGUAGGAAGUAAAACCGAAUUCCCAACCAUGUAUAAUAGCACUCUGGAAAGAUGACGUACGCUCUGAUCCAAAACGGGUGUGCUUGUACAUCUGCCUGAGGCAACGACAUAUUGUCUGAUAUUUGAAAGGCAUAGCUCUUCAUCUUUCUGCUCCUAAGUACUUGCACGCUGGUGCAGAUAGUCCUAGAAUUGUAGUAAUUCCCUAACAAUAAAUCAUACAAGAGUAUUUGGUAUGUUGUCUGAAAAGAAUUCUGCAACUCCAGCUGAUCUUAAUAUCAGGGCAUCUUACUGGAAGGUAGAAUUGUCACAUGUUGAACCGCAACUAUAGAUUGUGAAGAUAUAAAACAAAGCCAUAUAUUUGAAUAAGUGGCCUUAUUUCUCAAAUGUGCUGUUAAGCACCUUUUUAACAUUGAAGGCAGCUGAAAAUUCACAUAAGGCUCACAGCACUAGAAAAAUUGAGCAAGGCUUUCUCUUCACUGUUUAUUGAAUUGGCUUCCUGUGGUGAUGUUCCACAUCACUACAGAACAGCCCUUAUCUAUCCAGCAGUUUGUUUGUUUAAAGUCUAUCUGGCUUGAACAUAACUGCAAACAAUCUAAGAAUUGUACAUCAGGUAUCUGUGAAGAGCUUAGAUUCUUUUUUAAAAACAACAACUUCUAGGAGUGCUUUGGUUUUAAUCAAGUUUAGCUUUAAUAGUUGUAAAAAUAUAUUUGAAAGUGUGCAUGUGCAGUCAACAAGAGUCUCUAUGGCAGGGAUAAGGAAUAUUUGGCUUCUAGAUUUGUUGGAUUUCAACUCCCAUCAGCCCCAGCCAGCAUGACCAAUGGUCAGGGAUUCUGGGAGUUGGAGUCCCACAACAUCUAGAAGCCCCAUCCCUGCUGUAAGGUUAGGAUGGAAUGAGCUUCUGUGCCUUGUUUUGUUACUCCACACCCAACAAAAGGAUACAUUUUAUUUAAGAACAAUAUCUCAUAUUAAUUUACCCGCCAACUUCCUUCCCUUACGCCACUCUUUCUCUGCAACCAAAACUCCAGGGGGGGAAAUGUAAAACUUCACAAAAAGUUAACCACACUUAUGUAAAACUAGCCAAAUUUGCAUAUACUGUUGAUAUGCACAAUUUAUUUUAAGUAAACAUAUUUUAACUUUCUAGGCUCAGAAUAUGGAUGGAAUAAGAUAUUUUGUAAUCCCUAUUGUGUCUGCCAGCUAUCAGACUGUUACUAUCAGACUGUUACUAGGGCUCUGCACAGUAACCUACAGUAAAUACAGCAGGAAAGUGGUAGCAAACUCUCCAUUGUCCUUGAGACUAGAGAUUGUGUUGCAAGGCCCCGGGCCCCGCAGUCCCCUCCGGAAUAAAUACACAAACACAAGUAUAUUGGGUUAAUGGGAUAAAUAAGACCACAAUUUUAUUGGUUACAGAUGUGGCUUAGGCAAUUGGGUGAAGCAAGACUAUAUCCUGACUCCUGCCCGACUGCAGAAAGUCUCUUAAGGGUCAACCACUGGAAGGGGGAGCCCUAUGAUGUACAUAAAUUAAGAGCACCCUCAGGGUCACCGUUGGGGUCGUGGCAUGACCCUAGCCCACGCCCAGGCUUUGGACAGGAACCACCCCCAGAUCCCUUUAAUGGGAUACCCUUAACGUGGAGGGGCAGACGGAGGAACAACCUCCCCUUCCAUAAUAAGGCUUACCCAAUACCUAACCUUACAAAGUUGAGAUGAUUGCUACUAGGUAGGCGAAAACCAAAUGGCUAGAGCCACUUUUGCCAAGUGGAAAAAUUCCUACCUGGCCCCAACAACCAGGCAACCAACAUAAGUCAUAGCAAGGUCAAAGUCAAUCAACGCAAGAAAAGAGGGUGGGUGCACUGGGAGAUCCCAAGAAAGGAUGCAAAGCAGGCUGUUUUCCUGGCCACACAGCAAUUUAAGCGGCCAUAGCCACGCCCCCAGGCAAACCCGAUUGGCUGGCUGGGGGCGUGACGCGGCUGGGGUUCCUACUGGCAUGGGCUGCAAUACUCUGCCCACUGCUAGGUUGCUGUGAGGACCCGGGUUCCCGCCCGCAAAGCAGCCACCCGAAAAGAGGAAGCUGACUUGUCACUUGGUGACAUUGACAUUCUGCAGCUCCACUUAGCACCUGCAAGCAUUCACCGAAGCAGCUCCAGUACAUAUAACAGCCCAGCACCUGGAGUACCUCACUGAAUGAGUGAUUUGGGAAAUGGAAUUUUCCAAAAGACUUGUCAUAUUUACCAGCUCUUUAAAGUGAUAGAUUACCUAAAACUAUUCCACAGUAGAUGGUAAAGACAUUUCCCUCCAUCAUUUUAGUUGACAGAAGCUAAAAGAGUAGCUCAUAGCACCCAUGUCCUGGUCCAUUUUAAAGCAUGCUGUGGCUGACCUAACCUCUCAGUAGCCAGCUGAGAACUGCUGCUGUUUAAUUCCAUUAACUGCACUUGUGACAACUCCCUCUGUGGCUGCUACGUGUGAGGAGCAAAGCAAAUUAUUCUCCAGAAAUAUCACAUGAAUAUAUUAUACAAAUCCUUUCAGAGAGCAUUGGCAUAAAUCCUUUUGUUUAGCACAAAAGGAUGUUGGUGGGGGAGUUGAGGUGAGAGGAGGAAGAGAGAGGUAAUUGAAAUAAUUCACCUAGAUCUCAUCAGAAACAACUAUGAUAACCCCAGUAAUCUGUUAUUUGGGUCAAAAUCUCAGUAGACCUAAAGGCCCUGGUUUAUCUACUCGUGCUGCAUUUAGCUGUUGCAUGUGAGUAGAACCACACAAGAAUGGAUGGGACUUGCAUCUCCCCCUCCCUUUUUACAUUUAAUGGUAACACUUUAUUAUAACAAUAUUAAAGAGAUGGGAAUUGUUACAUUUGCCUAAGUCUGUAUUGGAUAUAGAUUUGUUCAAGAAACAAAAAUAGGCCAGUGGUUUAUAUAUGUUUUAACUAGAGCAGGAUAUUCUCUCUCCCCCCGUCCCCCUGGUGUUCCAUCUUAAGACUCCCAUUAAUAAGAAACUAAAGAGAAUGUUACCACAAAAUAAGUAAUAGGGAUUCACAGCACUGGGACAUCGGACCAGCCUUCUAGGCUUUCAGACAGGAGUCUCCCAGUCCUACCUGGAGAUACUGGUAGGGGCCUUCUGGAUGCAAAGCACUUACCACUUAGCUACAACUCACUGUAAUAUAAAAGACUAUUAUUGAUUAGAUUCUAAACUAUCCCACAGGAGCAGGCAAAGAAAUGUAUUUCUACCUAAAAGGAAACAGUUGCCAGAAGUGCCCUGUCCUGGUUUGUUUUAAAGCAUGCUGAGGCUGAGUAAUGCUGACAUAACUGUUGGCAGUAAUUCUUGUAUUUUUGCUAAUCAUAAAACUAUAACUAGAAAAACAAGGAGUUAAUAUAAUUACCUAGCUUAAAAAGGUAAAGGGACCCCUGACCAUUAGGUUCAGUCGCAGACGACUCUGGGGUUGCGGCGCUCAUCUUGCUUUACUGGCCGAGGGAGCCGGCAUACAGCUUCCGGGUCAUGUGGCCAGCAUGACUAAGCCACUUCUGGCGAACCAGAGCAGCGCACGGAAGCGCCGUUUACCUUCCCGCCGGAGCGGUACCUAUUUAACUACUUGCGCUUUGACGUCCUUUCAAACUGCUAGGUUGGCAGGAGCAGGGACCGAGCAACGGGAGCCCACCCCGUUGUGGGGAUUCAAACUGCUGACCUUCUGAUCGGCAAGUCCAAGGCUCUGUGGUUUAGACCACAGCGCCACCCACGUCCCCUAAUUACCUAGCUUAGAAAUCAUUAAAAUAUUCAAAAACUGAAUGAUCAGAAUCCCAGACAGGAAACAAUUAAUUUUUCAGUGUCAGUGCUACUGUCAUGAAAUAAGUUGCCAUACUAGCAAGAACCUACUAGGCUGGUAAGUAAUUUGCAUCAUCUGCCAUUGGGAUGGAGAGCAGAGUAAAUGUUUUCAGAUAUACAAAUGCAGUUUCUUGGGGAUGUAGUGCAACCUUGGAACAAAGCUUUCAUGGCUUUAUCAAAACAGUGCUAGCUAUUGUUAAUAUUCACUGUGAGCCAAGGACAGUCCAUGCAUAUGAAACAGCUGUUUUUCUUAGUUUUGAAACUCCAGUAUGCGGCUUGUUUUUAAUUAAAACAGCAACUGAAGCAUAUUUUCGAUUACCUUAUAGGUAAUCUAAAACGCUAAACCAAGGUUUGAUGCUACAGGAGCAAGCCCUGUGCUGACAUGCUCCUUUUUUCACUUACACACUCAGAGGAGCUUGUUAUUUCCCAUAUUGAAACAAAUGGUAGUAUGCUAUUACUCUGAACUGGCAAAAUAUGGUGUGUGUUUACUGUGCAAACCAUGAUUGUAUCCAGGAAUCAAACCCUGGCUAUAAUCCUAGUACAGUGGUACCUCUGGAUGCGAACGGGAUCCGCUCUGGAGCCCCGUCCGCAGGUCACGAUACGCCGCUUCCACGCAUGCACAUGACGUCAUUUUGAGUGUCUGUGCAUGCGCGAGCGGCGAAACCCAGAAGUAACGCGCUCCAUUGCUUCCGGGUCGCCGCGGAGCGCAACCCGAAAAUGCUCAACCUGAAGCUACUUCAACCUGAGGUAUGACUGUAUUCAGGGCAAGCACAAGCAGUUUGCCACUUUGGAUUUAUAAUAAUAUUUAUUAUUAUUAUUUAUAACUCACCCACUUGACUGGGUUGCCUCAGCCACUCUGGGUGGCUUCCAACACACAUAAAAACAAUAAAACAUCAAACAUUAAAAAAACUUCCUGAUAUAGGGCUGCCUUCAGAUGUGUUCUAAAAGCUCUAUCGUUAUUUACCUCCUUGACAUCUGAUGGGAGGGCGUUCCACAGGGAGAGUGCCAUUGCCUAGAACAGUAAACGAUACAUAACCAAAUAAUAUAAAAUGAUUAUUUUAAAAAUGUCUUUGGAAAUGAAAGAAGCAACGCACAAACACAGAGCUCGCUCAUGUAGCGCCACCCGGUGGCAGCUGGAACCUGCAUGGAAUCCACCCGCCACCUCCCCCCCAGGAGAAGUGGCGGGCGGACACGAGCCCCACGCCGCCUUUUCGGGUGGCGUGGUACCUGCAGGCACCUAAGCCACCGUGUUACUCCCAGGAGAGACACGUGGUUCUGGCACACUGCAGCGCCCCCCCGCCACACUAAGUAGCUGCCCAGUUGCACCCCGCCGCCCUAGCUACGCUAGUGGCUCAUGGUUUGUAUAUUACGUAUGAACCAACUGUACUCUCCCAAAGAUACAAACUGUUAACUCAGCAGAAGUUUCCAGAUGUUUCCUAAAAUUACAAGUGUAAAGGAUUUAUACUGCAGACCCAUAUGUGGCUACUUCCAGGUAAGCCCCAACAAGUUGAGUGGGACUUAUUCCCUGGCAGUCUUCAACUCUUAAACCACAGUCCCAGAAAGCUAUGUGCUAACCAGGGAGAACCUUAUGCAAAAGCAGAAAUAUCUUUGAAACUUGAAGCUGCUACUACAGACACACAAACACCUGGAUGAGCAAGAUGUUAUUUCAGUUGAAAAUCAGCUUACCUGUUUUGGUAAGCAAGCAGCUAAAGGAUAUAUUUUCAAAGAAACUUUAAACUUAAGCGGUUGUCUCCCAUGUACACACAUAUAUUCUUAGUAUAGCAAUCCUUGUUAUCUUCAUAUAUCACUUCACUUUCAAGGAGUGAAACUGGAAAACUCAAUUGAUGUGUUGAUGUGCACAACAGGACUUUCCCAAUGCAAAUCUAGGGGGAGGGGAACAGCAGGAGGAGGGGAAAGGAGACUGUCUAGGGCAGAUGGGGGUGGUAAAGGAGGAGGAGAGGAAGGGAACUUCCCUUGAGAAAGUGGAAAUCCUCUCACACCAUGUUGGCUAUACCCAUGUUGGCUAUACACAGAAUUAUUUGGCUCCUUAGGUACUGCAUUUUAUUAUAAACAAGUAAAAAUGCACAUUAGAAUUCAGAUCUACUUAACUGGCAGCAUACAAUACCCAUUGGGUUGCAUUGCUAUAGAAGAUUUGUCCCUAGAAGCUAGAUAAAGGACCAUAGUUAAUUUUAGAAUAGCAGCUGGACCUGCUGAGAAUAUGUGUGGUUUUUGUUUUUUUAAAAAUAGCAUAUGUUAGGCUUUUACAAUAGCUAUGGCUAUUUUUAUAAAAAGUCAUUUACAAUGUUUUCCAAUAAUUCUAGCUCUCUCUGGUGCUGCCACUAACAGUGGUAGACGGCAGAUUAGUGGUAAUACCCCCACUUCCUAAACCCUGUGGGCUCGCUGUGACCACAGUGAGUGCUUUUCUGGUUACAUAAUAUAUAAUCAUUUUUCACACACACCCCCAAUCUACUGUGCCACCUCCAGGGUUGGCAUAGUUUACAGCACAUUUUCAGGGGGAGGUGAUAAGGGAACAAGGCCAUUUAUGGUCCUUGGUUCUGAACAAAUCUGCCCUGGGAAGUCCUGUUUUGGGCCCAACCAACUGGUGGAACACCAGAACGUACUGCAGAUGCGCCUCCAGCUGCAGAAGUGUUUGUAGGUCUCACUGUCUGCCAGCAGAGCAGCCAGCAGAGCAGCACAUAUAGCACUUCAAAAAACCUUUGGGCAACUUUCGGAUAAUAAUAAUCUCUUGAAUAAUAAUCUCUUGACGUCAGAUAUGAAACUGGAAAAGUUGCUUAUUAUUUAGGCAAGACAGAUCCCACUCACCGCCAAAGAAACCUGUUCUCAUUUAUUCCACUACAAAAACUGUCAAGGCUUGAUGAUGUGCCAAACAACACGUUAUGUUGUAAUUUGAACCUGUGCUAAGCGGUGUGUGUGUGUGUGUGUGUGUGUGUGUUCAAAUCAUGUUUACUUGGAAGAUGCAGAAAGGACUCGUUGAAAGUGAACGAGUUCUGGUUCUGCUAUUCACAAGCCGUUUUUUAAGGUAGGAAAUCCAGCACCUAUUUUGUCCAGCAGAAAGCCCAGCGCAGGAUUCUAGAUCAUGGUCUACAAUGCAUAAUUAAGGUUGCAAAUGUAAACUCAUUUUGGAUUGGGCAGCUUUCCAAGUAACUAGGACUGGGGCAUAAGACAAAUGCUUGGGAACAGCUUCCAUCCAGAGAACAUAGGUGUGCAGAAAUCUGCAAAUUUCAAACAUUUCAUUUAUUUGUGUAUAACCCUUAAUUAUACACUUGUUAUAUUUUAUAGACAUAACCUUGUUGCAAUAACAAAUGCCUUUGGAAACUUAUGAGCAUGUUAAAACAUCUUGCUUCCCUGCAAACCACCUUGCUUUAUACAGGAAGAUAGAAAACAAUGUAACCAUACAUAAAAUCAAUUUUAUUUUUAUGAAUACUGAGUGUGAGAAACAAAGUACCUGAAUUUGCUCAUAUGAAAUCGUACCAACAAAUUGCAAAGCUAUUGCGGUGUUUAAUCCUGCAACUAGGACUGUAUGCAGUGUUCUGCUUGAACACCGGUUUUUUUUGGGGGGGGGGAGGUUGGCAGCUUUGCACUUCUGCCCCAUGUGUCUCUCAAAAAUCUGCUCCUCAAGUUUGGAGAAUCAUCGAAGCAGCAGCACAAACGGCUGCACCUUCACGUUGCACACGGCGCCCUUGGGCUCCCAGCCAUUAUUCUUACAACUGCAUCCUUAGUAACUUGCCAUGGAUCAGAGACUUAAUAGACAGGAGGGAAAUCACUGCAAAACUGCGUAUCAAAAAUUCUAAAACAGUUUCUGCAUUUCAGAAUGCCAGGUUCAUGCCUUGCAGUUUCAAAUGUGUGUCCGCUCUGUUUACCUUCAAACAUUUCACAGGAUUUGCCAUUGCUGCUCUAGGACUAGCUCAUAAAUGCAUCAGAAUCACAUGGUAAAGCUUUUCCAGGUUUGUACCACUGUUGGUGGGGGAUUCCAUGUCUGCUCUCAGAUAUAAAAUUCCGGCACGUACAAAACUAGCAUGCUUAGGGGAAAGCAUUGCCUAGCUUUCUCCCUGGCAUGCUAUUGUGGAGGCAGUAGGGGGAACACCGAAGCAUCAGAAUCUGUAGUAGUAUAGUGGAGGGGGAAAGUUCACCGCCAUUUUGCCUACUGUAUGAAUUGCCCUUUAUAGUAGAAUUUAUAGAGCAAUCCACAGCCCUGUCUGGAAGCAAAAGGGUAGAAUAGAGACACAAAUUGACCACUGUAUCUGAAGCCCUGUCCGCAAGUGCUGACCAGGAUGGAUGCUGGAGGUAUUUUUCCCAAUUCUGCCAUGUUAACUCCAGGCUGGCACACCUGAGGAACCCAGAUGGAGCCCCUCUCUUAGGAGUGCAUUGGAAUCUCCCAUUUCGGGAGCUCCUACCAGGUCAUCACUACUGAUAGAUACAGACACAAAACAACACACACCAGCCAGUGGAUGGAGAACUCUGUUACAUCCUAACCUCCAGCAGCAAGGGGUCAGGGAGUUAGAAUUGUAGCCUUAGAUGCGUUCCUAUUCAUUUCAAACUUCAGAGAGGAUCCAAAGAGCUAUUUUAGGCAUCCCUAAGGGGUUUGGGCAUGUUCUUUUGAGAUCUGAUUAAUAUUCCCUUUAUUAAAAACAGUAGGCGGCCAUAUCAUAACACAAACUAGGUCUGAAUUCAAUAGGAAUAAUCUCUAAAAAGGAAAUAAUCUCUAAAAAGACAAACCAUUUUAAAAGCUAAGAACAUAAAGCUAUGUAAAAGUAGAAUAUACAAACACUUAAGCAGUUCCCCAAAUACGUAAGCAUGAAUAAUGUGUAGAUAUACCAUCCCUCCCAAUUGGUAAUUUGUGUUUUCAGAAACAGCUCUCUUCAUAUUGUGACUUGCUUUGUUAUUUGAAGUUCUCAAAUGAUUACCAAUACUUUGACCCCAUUGGCAGACAAACAGUAGGGUACUUGGGGCGGGGGUGGGGAAGGCUGUUGUUGUUUUGUGGUUGUACAUAUCUUUACAAAAUGUUAAUGGUGAUAUACUUACCCUGCCUUUCAUUAAUACUGCAAAAGAGCAUGGUCAUAAGUAGAUGAUAGCUGUUGGAGAUGAAGCCAUCCCAUGCGGCAUUCUUGUUUUCAGUAUUCAUCUCCUACCCGUGCUUUUUUAUACUACUGUGGUGAGAUUGUUAUGAAAUCCUUUUGUCAGUCACAUACAAGCUAAUUUACCUAUGUACAGAAUUUGUAUUACAAGCCUAAUUUAUACUGUGUUUUAACAGUUUGCCUGAACUGUCUAUGAUUUCUAAAUUUUGUAAUGUGGGUGUAAGAUUAAAAACAUUGACAUGUGUUUAGUCCAGACUUUUGUCUUUCUUCAGUGUGUACAUAUUUUUAUUCUUGGUAAUUGUUUUCCCCUGCUAUGCAGUACACAGAAGCAGUUUCCUUUACCUCGUCUUUAUAGGAAAGGCACCUCCAUCCAACUCCUGAAUCAUUUUACUGCCCUUUGCCCAAGUCUUAUAAUACAACCAUUGUUUUCCUUACUACUGUUCUAAAUAGUUACGGUGAUGCAUUUGGUUGAAGCAUGGGAAGCAUGGCAUAGUGGUUAGGGUGUCUGACUAGGACCUGGAAGACCAGGGUUCAAGUUCCCACUCAGACAUGAAGCUCACUGGGGUGACCUUGGGCCAGGCACUUACUCUCAGCCUAACCCACCUUUUAGGGUUGAUGAAAUUAAACGGGGAGGGAAAGAACUAUGUAUGCUACUUGAGCACCUUGGAGGAAAGGCACAAAUGUAAUAAAUACAAAUGUAAUAAAUAAAAAUAAUGGUAGUCCUUAUAUAGCAGGUGCUUACUGUAUCAGUUUUUUUCAGUAGCUAUUUUACACAUCUUCUUCUCACAGUGAAAUGUAGCAACAAGCCUGAUAUCCAACUUUUCUUUUUACACAGCUGUGGCUUAGUGGAGAUCAUGUGAACUUGUAGACUGCUGGAAGCAACCUGGUGCUUUUUGCUGCCAUGCAAUAACCCCUGGACUGGGAGUUGUGCUUAAGCUCUCGCCGCACUAACCACAAACUGCUAUGGCUGGCUUAGUGCAGCAGCAGAAAGGACUAGGGCAGAGCACAGUGGUUGCAAAUUUCUCUCCAGGAGCCUGCACAGUCUUACUAAGCCAUAGUUUGAUUUAUUGUUUUUUUGUUUGCAAACCGGCUCAUUGCCAUUCCCACUGCUUUACCAGUGUUGCCCUUCUUGCCUUAGUACCUAGAUGCUUACCACAAUUAAUCUGCAGCUUUGCUAAAAUAUGAACUAACAUAGUUUUCUUUAUUUCUUGUAAGCAUAAAAACUACUGGUAUGGGAGGGAUAUUUUGGUCAUUGAACUGUUAUUCAAAGACAUGCAGACUACAAGCAGGCUAUAGCUGUAGCACUAUUGCCAUCUGCUGAACAGUAAGAGAACAAGUAACAAUUAUUUAAAACUAUGGCAGCGUUUCCAUCAUUUCAUCAUUUUAACAUAAACCAGGGUAUAAUUUAAGAGAGCACGAUAAAGAUGAGCAAUGGUCUAAAGUGCAGCCUCAUCACAGGUUCAGGACCAUUCAGGAUGCAGGGUGGAUAAAUUAAAUUUAAAAAGCUUUAACAACACUAUUUCACUAAUCUAUAAAAUAAUUUAUGAUUUACUUAUUUCUAGCUCUCCAUCAUAAAGGCUCUGGGCAAACAGCAAUAUACUAAUUAUUCUAGCCUCCGUGUCCCUAAUGUCUCAAUGCCAGUUUGAAUAGAAAUAUCUUUGUGAAAGUCCAUACAGUUUUAAACCUUUAAAAAGGUUGUGUGUGUGUGAAUACAAAACAAUUACUAGUUUGCCAGUAAGCUUUUACAGAAAAGAACUAGAUAUGUGCCAGAUUAAGUUACAGCAUAUAUAUUACCAGAUGGGGGAAAUACAGCUAAUUUAACAGCCUUUAGGGAUUUUUAGCAUUGUUUGGAGAAGAAUAUUGUGGUUACUAUGGCUGCAAUCAUAAACUCCACUGGGAGUAAGCCUCAUUUAACAAGACUUAACUUCUGUGUAAACAUGGUUAUGACUGUGCUAUAAGCCAUUUCCAAGAUUUCAGGGUUUUUUUUAAAAAAAACCCACACACCUUCAUUUCAAAAUAUUUAACCAGAAGCACACAUUUUCACAUUUAGCAUUUGAUUUAUGACAAAAAAAUACAAGUUUAUGGCACCCAAAACUUUCAGAAUGUCAAGCUUCAGAAAAAAAACACCCCAUAUUUCUUGCCCUCCCAGCUCUGUUGUUUUAGAAAGCUAAAUAUGUAAGUAAGUAAUUUCAAGCGUCAGUAUAAUGUGUAACAAUUCAGUACUACGUAAGCUGCAAAUUUGUGCCUACCUACUGGGGAAUUUGUUCCAUUAAACUCAGUGAGACCCAGACAUAGGUUUAGGUGAGACCAGGAAUCUCCAACCUUUCUGGACUAGUAGGCGUAUUUUAAUUUUGUGAAAUACAACAUGGCUGCCAUGAGGAGCACGACAUAAUCCAAAAUCAGAGAGAAUACAGCCAUUGCUGCUACUCCUGCCCACCCCACCCAGCAGACAACAUCAUGCUUACUACAGGAAGUCAGCUAUGUCCGACUGCAGAGAUCACACAAUAUUCAUUUCUCAAACACACAAUAAUGCUGCUGCUGUUUGGUAAAAGGGAGCGUUCCCCACUACCAGUAAAAAUAAUACAAGGUAGCCACACCACACUCAUUGCACUUAUACAGACCAUGGACACACAAGUAGCUGCAUCUUUUUCACUCAUAUGCACACACCAUACACACACGUCACAUAUACAUCUCUCUCACACACAGAGGUCAACUAGUCAUGCCGCCUUCUCACCUCACAUAUAUCUCCCUUGACUCACGUGUACAUAAAUCUGUCAGGGUGGAGGUAAAACACCAACAUGGUAAAAGGUAAAGGCAAAGGGACCCUGACCAUUAGGUCCAGUCGUGACAGACUCUGGGGUUGCAGCACUCAUCUCGGUUUAUUGGCCAAGGGAGCCGGCGUACAGCUUCCGAGUCAUGUGCCAGCAUGACUAAGCCGCUUCUGGCAAACCAGAGCAGUACACGGAAACACUGUUUACCUUCCCGCUGGAGUGGUACCUAUUUAUCUACUUGCACUUUGACAUGCUUUCAAACUGCUAGGUUGGCAGGAACAGGGACUGAGCAACGGGAGCUCACCCCGUUGCGGAGAUUCGAACCGCCGACCUUCUGAUCGGCAAGUCCUAGGCUCUGUGGUUUAACCCACAGAGCAGGCUAAUUUCUCCCACAAACUGAGAAUAAUGGGGUUUGUACCUUUUGCCUAACAUCUCAGGUUCUAAAAAUGCUGGAAACUUUUCUUUUUAAUGAAAGCUGGAAACCUACGUAUUAUGGUUCAUCCCAAAAAACGUAUCAAACCCUGAGCACUAGGCAGGUGACCCCUGGGCUAGACAGUGUCCUGUAUCUUGUCAAAUAUAAUUGUCUAAGAACCUUUGGUAUUAGCUAUGAAUGUAUUUUACAGCAAAGUGACAAAAUACUCAGGUCUUGAAAGUACGUAGGAGGGUGUUACUAAUUCCAUCCACCCUGCAAAAUCACCUCCUCCUCAGUUGUUCUAACCCAAAGUUUCUCCUACCCAAAGUUUCUCCUACCUUUUCUAGCCAUACUCUUCCCAAAGAUAGAUCCCAGGAAGAAAUAUUUACAAGUACUGCUACCUUUUAUUAUUGGAGCUGCCCUCUCCUAUAGGAAGAACUCAUUUUGUGCAACUGUACCAGAACCACAGAAGAGGAGUCAGCCUUAUGAAAAGCCACAACUCCACAGACAUUUUUUUCCAGGCCCAAGCAUGCAAGGUACAGUAAUGGGAAAGCACAACACAUUAUUAUUUGGUAAUAUCUUAAGGAUUGUUCCAACUUUAGCUUGGGGAAAUCAAUAUAACCAUUACUGAACAUGUGUAGAUGCCUAAUAAGCCUGCUGUAAUAGCUCACAUACUUUAUAUUAUGCAUUAUUAUGUACAGCUUGUUAUUGGUGUACCAUAUUAUUAGCAGUAUGUUACUUUCACCCGGGACCACCUCCAGCCUAGAUAUACCGGUGAAUCUAAUUUCAUAUGUGAAUGCAAAACUCAAUUUCCCCAUCCUCUACGCAAAAUAACCUCCCAAAGCGAUUAUUCCUCCAAACAUUCAAAAGUUCACUUCCAACCACUUAUUUUACCCCAGUCGUGCAAUCUUGAACAGCCCUCACUAGGUAGAUAAGUCCCAAUUAGAUCACUAGGGCUUACACCCGAGGAAGCGUGCGUAAAAUCGGGCUGCAACUGCGAGGACAGCAGACGGAUGAGUUGGGAAAGGGGAGCUCGCUGCUCCUGACAUCCAGAGCAAGCCUAAGCAUGUUUGCUCAGACGUAGAUCCUACUAGAUUCAGUGCCGCUUACUCCCGAGUAAGCAAGGCUGUUAUCCCCACCAUCUUCACUCUUCCAGCCAACUUCUGUCUGUCCUCCCAGAGGGAGUCCCGCUGUGGGCGGGGCCUCAGCUGGAAUGCAAACGCAGAACCUACAUUCCCCGCGCCCAUCCCACUUUAUAUAGAGAUAGGAAAUAUAGAGGAGAUAAUCCCAUUGUCUGGAGACAGUUUCCUGGUUGCAUUUUAAUGCUGUUUCGAAUUAACUGGAGAACCUCGCAAGAUCUUGAAGAAGCGUGUCUCCCUCCCCGCCACUUCAAACAACAGCAAAACCCCAAAAGGUAGCAUCAGAAACAGAGCCCCCCCCCACUUUCAAAAGUUGGGAACGUAAGAGCCCUGAGGUCAAAGGCUUAUAUAAAAUCCCAACCAGUGGCCAACAACUAGAUGCCUUCGAUAACAACAACAACAUUUAUACCCCGCCCAUCUGGCUGCUUUCCCCUAGCCAUUCUGGAGGGCUUACAGCAUAUAUAUAUAGAGAGAGAGAGAGAGAGAGAGAGAGAGAGAGAGAGAGCGCGCGCAAAAUAUCAAACAAGCCCACAAGCAAGACCCGCGCACAGGAGAAGCGCUCUCUAUUUCUGGCGCUGCUUUCUGCCGCCGCAGCUGCUGCUACAAACCAGAAACAAAAAGCGUAGUUCACAGCCCACGCAGAAGUCGGGCAUUGUUUGCGUGUGCGCGCGCGCCUGAAUAUAUUAUAAGUCUACGCAUCAGCACGUGUGACGCAACCCCGCAAUGACGGGCGUGCCUAGGGAGAAGGAGAGGGAGAGGGAGAGGGAGAGGAGGGAAGCCGCCAUUUUGUUUGUUUGCGGACGGAAGAAGACACGUUUAUCCUUCGCAGCUCGCCGUUGAGCGUAAGUGGCGGAGGGACGGGAAGCGGCCUGUUUCUCUCUCUCUCUCUCUCUCUCUCUCUCUCUCUCUCGUUAGGCCUUUUGUAGAGGCGGGAAACCAGGUCCUUGUUUUGCUCUGUGGGGCUUCAAUUCCUCUCAACCCCCCCCCCCGACAGUCGUUGGGAUAUAGAGAGUAGGAGGAUGCAAGGUAGGGAAUAAUUUUUUACGCGUUAAAAGGGUGCUUUUUGAAAAAAAGACCUCGCUUGGAGGGGCGGUUUUGAGCUUCGGAGACGGAGGCCUCCAGCACUUCCUAACAUGUAAACCUUUCCCUCACCCCCUGGACUUGGGCAGCCUAAGGUGGGGGGGGAGUAGGUGGGGGGCGGGGCCGGAUUUAGGUUUGAUGAGGCCCUAGGCGACUGAAGGUAAUGGGGCCCUUUAUAUGUCCAGCUGUCCUUUGUCAACAACAAAUUGUCGCUGUUUUUUGUGUUGAAUAUAUGCUAUAUGGUAAUUUAUGGACCUAGUAGGUAUCUAUAGCCAUUUGCACAUAACAAAAUAUGUGAUAUUUUAGGGAGCAGGCUAGCAGGUGGGGCCCAUUACUUACAUCAUAGGAGCCUACACAACACAAAACACCGUUGCUGUAUGUAGGUUUUAUUUUAUUUGUAUUUUAUCUUAUAUUUUGGAAAUGUACAUCUAGUUUAAAUUUUUGGGCGGCCCCCAAGAGAGUGGGGCCCUAAGCUAUAGUUUGUGUAGCUUAUACGUAAAUCUGGCACUGGGCAGGGGGGAAGGACCCUUAAGCAGGAGAGCCUGAGGCCCCUCUCCUGAUGGAAUGUCAGCUCUCCUUGGAUUGGGGACAGCGGUCUCUUCCAUGCGGUAGGAUGCAAGCGUGGCUUCCAGAGAGUGGCAAAGCCCAGCAUUUCUAGUUUUAGAAUUAAGCCCUACCGCGAAGAAGCAACACUUCUUAUAGCUAGAUAGCCUUGAUGGAAGCAUUGGGAUCAGGGUGCACACAGAAUAAAACACCCAAUUAGUUUUGGAAUAGAAAGCAUGUUUUGUUUCAUAAACAUUGACGGAUGUGACAGUUCAAUCCGAGUGUUUAAACAUGUGGAGCUUCCCGUUAGAACUUAUUUUAAAACAUCCUGGAAGUGCAAACGAAUAACUUUCUGACUGUGGGAGAAUACCUUUCAUCACCAAGUGAUCGUGGGCGCAGAAAUGUAGGCUUGGGGGUGGUGUCAUUUUGCAGGCCAUCUAGUCCAGCCUCCUGCUUCAUGCAGAGCAUUCUUAGUUGAUAGCUGCAUAGGUUAUGUCUCAAUCAAUUUGGGAUUAGUGGAGAUACCUUUCAGAUCCAGUGUUGGCUCCAGGCUUGAGAACGGCCCUCUUUUCACUUUAGAAAUUCACCGACCAAUUUUGAAACAGUCCUCCAAGAAGUUGGAGAAUUUGUAACUUUUUUGGCACCGCAGAUAUUCCAGGCUUGAUGGGCUUAUUGCAUCACUAUCUGCUUCACACUCUUCUCGUGCCGUUUUGAGUAACCCCAACAGCUCUUCCCUCCCCAACUGAAUGUAAGCUGAAAUGGCUAUUUAAAUGAGAGUCCAAUUAACCAAAAUACAGGAGCUCAAAUAAAAGUGUUAGUCAAAAUUUUUCAUCCUGGUGGGAAUGGAAAUUUGGUUACUCAGGUAAACAGCAGAGGGUAUGGAAGUGAAGUUGACCACGUGAACAGGGAUUGUUUUGUUUUGUCUUUAAAGUAUGCCCCCCCUUUUUUUUAGUAUGUCCCACUUUUUAGAACAGGUUGGGGAGCUAUAUUGGAUGGAAUAUUAUACUCCGGUAAUAUUUUGAUACGUAUUUAAUUAAUGUCCUAUAUGGCUGUUUUGAUCAUGGAAAGCUGACACAAAUUAUGAUUGAGUUUGAUUUGUUUGUGUCCAUAACUGUUUGCUGAAGCCUUGAGCGCUCUGCCUAUGAGAAGACCUAUUUUAUAUAUUUAAAUAUUUUUAUGGUGCUUUCAGUCCCAAAAUGCUUGGACUUUUCAGGAUUUAUAUAGAUCUGUAAUAUAAUAUUGAGAGCUAACAGAUGAUGAAAUGUUAUCCAGCAAGGUGGGAUUUAAGUUACACAGCUAACCUUCAAAUGACUAAUGCACAGUGAAACCUUAAAGCAUAUACCGUAUUUUUCACUCCAUAAGACACACUUUUUUCCUCCUAAAAAGUAAGGGAAAAUGUGUGUGUGUCUUAUGGAGCAAAUGCAGACGGGAGAAGCGGCUCUUGCUGACUUUUCAGCGAGGUGGGAGAAGGGACCGUCCCUCCUUCCGGCUCAUUGGAAAGCCAGCAAGAGGCACGCCAAGCGUGUCUGCCGCUCUUGCUGGCUUUUUGGUGAGGUGGGAGAAGGGACUGACAGGCUGACUGUAAUUCAAGCAAAGGGAGAGCCGUUUACAUGCGUGUAAGCAGCUCUUACUCUGCUUGCUUUACAAUGAGCCGGAAGGAGGGGCAGAGGGCAGCCCCUUCCACCCCUCCCCCCAGCUGACUGUACCAGUAAUUCAAGCAAAGGGAGAGCGGCUUACAGGGCUUCUGCUCUGGUGUCUCCUCCUCCUCCUCUUUUUGCUCGGGUUCCAGCAAGGCAAGGCAGCUGCCCACCACAGGCAUGCACAAAUGUGAGCUCUCCCUUCCCUCCCUUCCCCCCCUUCCUCCCUCCCUCCCUCCCUCCCUCCCUCUUCCAACUUCAAUAAAAUAUUGGGGGGGGGCAGGUAAGCCCCACCUCACAUACCGCAAUUCAUCCUUGUAGUUCAACAACAUCUGGGGACCCACAGGUUGAGAACUGCUGCCGGUCUCAAGACAAAGUGCAUGCACACUAUAUGAAUAACAAUGCCCAUCAACAUGGGGGGGACUCCCUCAAAUAUUUAAGAGGGGGCGAAGGCACCUAGGCCUCUAGGAGUUGGCUGCUAUGCCUAGGACAAUUCAAGAAAGUGAUGCAUAUGCUAUAAUAUCAACUUUUAGGGUGAUACGGUAAUUUUUUUUUUAUACAGACUGUAUGUUGGCUAUGUUUACUGUGAUGCCAUUAGUUAAAGGUAUGGUCAGCACUCAGUGGUAAACAUUGGAGAAACCGUACAUUACUGACAGUUUGUACAUCACUGUAUUUUCUUGCAGAAAACCUCCCCCAUUCUGAUAAGGAUGAUAAAGCAGAAAAGACUAGCAUAUAGGAUUCCUUUUAAACUAGAGGUAGUAAAAUAUGCUAAGGAGCAUGGAAACAGAGCAGCGGAGAGACAUUUUGGGUCACCUCCAACUGAAAAAAUGAUAAGAGAGUGGAGGAAACAGGAGGAUCAGCUGCAAAAAGCAGAUAAAAGUAAGCACACUUUUCGUGGAAAUGCUGCAAAGAGGCCACAGUUGGACGUGGCCAUGAAAGAAUGGAUCAAAAAUCACCAGAAGAAUGGCUUCGCAGUCUCUACAAAAAUGAUAAUAUAUGAAGCCAAACGCAUUGCUGUAGAGAAAGGCAUUCACGAUUUUACUGGAUCACCAUCAUGGUGCUACAGAUUUAUGAAGCAAUGCGGCCUUCCUAUGAGCACCAAAACUAGAAUUGCACAAAAAUUGCCAGAAGAAUAUGAAUCUAAGAUUCUGUCUUUUCAUAAAUUUGUAAUUGAUGCUAGGAAGAGAAAUGGAUUUGAAAUUGGCCAGAUUUGGAAUAUGGAUGAAGUCCCACUAAUCUUUGAUGUGCCAUCUAAUAGGACUGUUGAUCUGAAAGAUACCAAAACUAUCGCCGUGAAAACCUCAGGACGUGAGAAAACCUAUUGCACGGUUGUGUUGUCUUGCUGUGCAGACGGCACCAAAUUGCCACCCAUGUUAAUUUUCAAAAGCAAAACAUUUCCAGAAGAAGUGAUUCCACGAGGAAUUGUUGUACAUGUUCAUGAGAAAGGAUGGAUGGACGAAAAUGGAAUGAGAGUAUGGGUUGAAAAAGUGUGGUCCAAACGUCCUGGAGGGCUUUUGAAAAAACCUGCCUUAUUAGUACUUGACCAGUUUAGAGCGCAUAUUAGCGAAAUUACAAAAAAGUGCUUUAAAGAAGUGAAGACUCAUCUAGCUGUAAUUCCUGGAGGUCUUACCAGCCAGUUGCAACCUCUUGACGUUUCCAUCAACAAGCCAUUUAAGGUCUUUAUGCGAAAAGAGCGGAACAAAUGGAUGGCUGCUGGUAAUCAUGAUCUGACACCUACUGGACAAAUGAAGGGGCCCACUAUCACUCAAGUUUGUGAAUGGGUGAAAACAUCAUGGCACUCAGUAAAGGAGGAAAUCGUUGUACAGUCAUUUAAAAAAUGUGGCAUUAGCAAUGCUUUGGAUGGAAACGAAGAUGGUAUUUUGUAUGAAGAUAGCGAAGAAAGUGAUGUCAGUGAUUGUGAGCAACUGAGCUUCAUAAAUUCUGACUCUAGCACUGAUGAGUUCUUAAGGUUCAAAGAAGACUAGAAGAGUACCCGAACCUUAAAGUCUCUCUUCAUUUGUUAAUGAAUGUGAUGAUGGUUCUUAAUGCCACUGUUGACUGCUGUUCACUUUACAUGGUUGUAAUAUGAUUCUGAUAUACCAGUUGUUUAUUAAAUUGUUCAGUACAACAUUUGAUUCAGAAUAUUUUUUUCUUGUUUUCCUCCUCUAAAAACUAGGUGCGUCUUAUGGUCAGGUGCAUCUUAUAGAGCGAGAAAUAUGGUAGUGUUAUUCUUAAGAAGAAAUUAGUAUGGGAGCGUAGUUUCACAACCAAUUUGACACGUAUAUAGUAUAUCAAUCAGAUUUAACAAUGGAUGAAGAAAAUAGGUUUUCAUCUAUAAGCAUUUCUAUUCAUAAAACAUAAUGGGGUAUGAAAUGCAGUUCCAUUUCUUAAAUACUCUUGGUUCUAUCCUCUAAGUAUAUAUUUCUAGUCCUUGUGAUUGCAAAGUUUGAAAUACAGUAAUCUUGAUUGUUUUGUACAGUGGUACCUCUGGUUGCGAAUGGGAUCCGUUCCGGAGCCCCGUUUCCAACAUGAGCAGAACGCAACGCACGUCUGCGAGUACGUGGGUCGCGAUUCACCGCUUAUGCGCAUGUACUUGACGUCAUUUUGCACGUCUGCGCAUGUGCGAGUGGCGAAACCUGGAAGUAACCCUUUCCGGUACUUCUGGGUCACCGUGGGACGUAUCUUGCAAGAAUGUACCAUGAAGCGGACGUAACAAGAGGUAUGAGUGUAUAUUUGUUGGUCUUGCCUUAUGAGAUAGAUAAUGUAACCUAGGUCCAAGUGAAACAAGGGCAGGGAUACCAGAGCAACAAGAUGGGGCAGCUGAAAAUUGUAUUGAUGAUAUAUUCUCACCCCACACUUGUUUUAUUUCUUCACAUUUUCAGUUGUAAAUGCCUUUCACAGACUAAAGUUAUUUCACAACCCAAUCUUUGUAUGUUCACUCAGAAGCCCAUUCCACUGUGUUCUGUGGGACUUAGUCCCAAGUAAGUGUGCACAGGUGUGUGCUAUCUAGGCGUUAGCCCUGUUUAACAUCUAAAUAAACACGUGCAGGAGGGGGUUGUUAAUCUCUCAUCUUUAUUUUCUCAUUGAAAUGUAACCUUUUUGCUUUGGUAUAUUUUCCUGUGUUAGAUGAAGCACUCAAAGCUAACGCAGUGCUCUGGGCAGGGUGAAAGAAGGAGCUGGGAUGAAGAAAAGAGCACACAUAGCCAAAAGCGCAGGCGGAAGUCACAUAGCAGUGAAAGAGAAGGCAGAUGCUAUAAAUCACUUAAAAGUGCCAACAGGUAAAUGACUCUUGACUUCAUGAUCAUCUAAUUAUCAUCUAAUUAGAUGUAACUUAAAUCUUUUAUUGAUUUACAUUUGACAUUUUUAAGUUUUCCUAUUGCUGUUACAAUCAGAGUUUUUCACUGGUAGUUCACUUAAAAAUGAAUAAUAGUUGCUGUGAUGUUAUUCAUUAUUUCUUUCAUCUUGACAGUAUGGAAAUGAGCAAAAGCUUUUAAAGCACUAUUUAAGAAGGCAAUUGUGGUCCAGAUUGCUUUCAGAUAUAUCUGUGUGUGCACACACAUAUGUGUAGUUAUGUGUAUAUGUAGACAGUACCAUAUUAAUACAUCAGUAUAUACAUGUAGAUGAAAUGUGAUUCAUUUCUAAUCCAUGCUUUCUCCCUCCAUGCUUUCUGCCUGAAAUUGCUGCAGCCAUCUCUCUUGCUCACUGAUUUGUCUGAUCUAUCUCCCUCCCCCAGUGAUUUCGGCCCACCAGCAAAACACAAAUAAGGAAGUGGGCAGACUCUCAUUUUGUUAUCUGAUUCAGCUAUUUGUGUAGUGAGGUUUUGAUAUAAUACUUUGUGUUUGGUAAGUUGAGAUUUUGGAGAAAGUGUUCCAAUAGUGGGACCUUUAUAUUUACUGACAUAAAUAAAAGUCCAAUUUGACUCUGACUUGUUUUCUGUACUACUUUGUAUGGGUGCUUUGUAUAGGUUUCUGAAAUCAGGCCCUUUGAAUUGGUAGUUAUUUUGCUCUAGGGCUUCACUAUUCACCUAGCUCUUGACUGUUGUUAGUUUUGAAUGUAACUUUAUGAGAAUUAGUGUUAUCAGCAAGUGAGAUAGAGCAAGGCUGAUGAAUAAUAAAGCUGUCCUGAGAAAGCAGUCAUUGCCUUUGAAGAAGAGGCAGUUUAUGGCUUUGAAUUGAAUGCAUUGAAUUAAUGAUUUUCCUUUUGGGAGCACUCCAUACUUGCACAAGUUAUUUAGACGCAGGUUUUCAUUUUGUUGCAAUGUACAUGGGAAAGUUUACUAGACUUCCUUGCAUAUCUAGCAGGAAGGGUGUAAUUCUUGUGAGCUCAAGGUAAUAAGAGUCUUAGUAUACUUAUUUACCUUUUGAUGGUGGGUAGAUUUAUCUUUCAACAAGGUUUUUUUAAAAAAAAAGUUGAAAAAAUAAUUUUUAUUUGUUUUCAGCAGCUACUUGGAAGAUAGAUCCGUAACCAGGAGAGACCGUCAUGACCGAAGAUAUGUUGAGGAGUAUAUAAAUGACUUCCGUGAUGUAGAUGACUAUAAGCAUUGCAGAGAGUAUGAAAAGAGUCGCCAACAUCAUUUUAGCAAAUCCUCUGGUCAAAGUGGGAAAAGUAGUCAUAAAAGAAAGCAUAAGAAACAUGACCCCCAUGACAGCUUGUAUUUGGUAUGCAUACUUUAAAAAUGUAUUAACAAUGUAUUAGUGUUUUAAGUUUCUUCACGGAGUAUCAGAUUAUCUGAGUAUCAAUGUUUAAAAAGUUUCAGUUACCUGAGCUACAAUUAAACCUGGGUUCUCUUAAUCUGCUGUAAAUAUAUACAUAGCAUGUAUUCAGACAUUUGAAAAUGUUUACAUAGUGAGUGGUGCCAACCACAUGAGUUUUUGUCUGAAGCUUUCAAAAACUUGAAUGAUUUCUUAGUUGAGCUGGUAGAGAGAAGCAGUCAAGUGCUGUUCUCAUUUGAAUGAGUUUUAUAUCCUUUUGAAGCCACUCUUUCCAUCCCAUCUCCAAAGACACAGAAGGUAUUAAUUUACAUGGAAUUAGGCUGUGAAAAAAGUCUAAUGAAUUCAGCAUGUUUCUAUUCAGUAGUUUAGUUCAGUCCCAUGCAAAUUUUGAUCAUUCACUGAUCUGUCAGAAAGCAUUCCCUCUACCAAUUAGCAAGGAAAGGAGUUUGGAUUUUCCAGAAACAGUAUGACACUGCUGAUGUCUACAUUCAAAUUUAGGAUUAUUAUGGUUUAAAUAGUAUUUGUACUUCUGAAUCAAUACACUCAGAAUAUUAGAUUGUAGACUGCAUUUCAUGAAUUAUGAAUAUUUUCCCUUUAGCUUUUUGAAAUAUGGAAGAAAAAAAUUAAUUGCUUUGAAGUUCUGCUUUUUUAAUAAUAAUUAUUAUUUUAAAAUACUUUGCUAGAUAUUCAAGGAGAUCAGACCUAGUUAUGAUUUCAAAAAAGUAGACACAAAUGACAAUUUUUUUUCAAAUAGAAAAAGUAAAUAUUUACAUUGCAAAUUUAAAUUUUAGUCUUCAAUUAAUCCAUAAUUUGAGAACAAAAUUGUGUUGUGUUUCUGUUGUCUUACUACUCUUAAAUAUUCAUCUGAAAAUCUGUUCCUUGCCAUGUUUUUCUUCUGUAACAUAAACUGUGCCCUGUGAAUUUCUGGGGACUGAAUUUGAAAUUGCUCCUGCCAACUGUUCGUGGCCUGGUGCGUAACUGAAUGCCUGAAUAUCCCCGCUGAAUGAAUUGCGUAUUCUACCCUGAAUUCACUCUGAUAUAUUGAUUGGCUGGACGAUCUUGGUGCCGUUUCCAGAAGAGUCACCGAAGGAAAAGAUCCAGGAGUGUAGAGGAUGAGGAGGGUCACCUGAUCUGUCAAAGUGGAGACGUACUAAGAGCAAGAUGUAUAGAAUAUUUUUCAACCCUUUUUUUAAAAAAUCAGCAAAAAAUCUGUUUAGACUAGUAUGUUAGAAGAGGAGUAGGGGUGGGGGGGAUAAAAAAAAUCUUCAUUGCCCUCUCUUGUCUUUUCUUUUGUCUUUGUAUUAUUUUACAUUUCUCUUCAUUUCUGUAUUCUUAAAUAUUGCUAUUCAAUGCUACAAUAGUAAAUGCAGCUUAAGUUUAGACUGAUAGCUAGAUAGCUGUUUCAUGACACCUAUCCAAUAAAAUAAUGCUUUCAAAGGCAAACACUAAGUUUAAUGUUUUUACUACGACAUGCUUAGCAAUGUUAAUUUUUUUUCAGCUACUUCAAUAAAAGCUUUGGUUUAUUUUUUAGAUGAAAUUAUUUCAACUUUAGGGGAAGGUGCUUUUGGAAAAGUAGUAGAAUGCAUUGAUCAUCACAUGUAAGUAUGCAAUAUUUUCAAAAGUAUCUCUGAAAAAAUGUUUUCCAUCUGAAGGUAGAAAUCCAAUCUACAUGCUAUCCAAUGUACAUGAAGUUUUGUAAGACUUAAGAACAGAAAAUUAGACAAUAAUAUUUCUGUAAUACAGUCUUUUGAAAUAAAUAACAGGUGCAUUUUAACAAACACACCAUCCCCAGUAAGAAGCAGUUCUCCCCACCACCAGCUGUUUUUUCAACUCUCCUUGUGGGCAUCUGGGUGCACCUGGCUUUAAUAUGUGUAAUGCAACUUUCAGUCAUACUUGGGCUAACAGUAGAAGUUAUUUCAUUCUUAACAUUAAUAAUUAGAUUCUCACUGCAAUUGCUAUGUUCUUCUGUGAACAUGUACAACAAAUAAAAUGGAUGAUAACAGAAAGUUGUUAGCUUUUUGUCUCAAAAAUAUUUUUUGUCUCAGCCUUGAAAGUGUUAUAAUAGGUGUAAAAUAACCAUGAUUUACUGAUGCAUCCAGUCUACAGUAGAAUGCUUGACACUUGGUUGAGAAUGGGCAAAUUUAAUUGACAGUAUUUUACUUUACUCCAUAGGAAAGGGAUGCAUGUAGCUAUAAAAAUUGUGAAAAGUGUUGGUAGAUACCGAGAAGCAGCUCGUUCAGAAAUUCAGGUAUUGGAGCACUUAAAUGCCUUGGAUCCUGGCAGCAGAUUGUAAGUAUAAACUAGAAUGAAAGCAUUAUUUUAAACAGUAUUCAAUUACCAAUUAUUUUUAUUCAGUUAUUGUUCUGGUUGCUUUCUUUUUUUCCUAGCUGUUGUGUACAGAUGCUGGAAUCAUUUGAACAUCAUGGCCAUGUUUGCAUUGUAUUUGAGCUGCUGGGACUCAGUACUUAUGACUUUAUUAAAGAAAAUAGCUUUUUGCCUUUUCCUAUUGAACUUAUUAGGAAGAUGGCUUAUCAGAUUUGUCAUUCUAUAAACUGUAAGUACGUUUUAAAUUUUAAAGAAUUUUUCCAUAACCUAAAAUUAUAGGCAUUGAUUUGAGUUUUGCGUUCCUACUUUCUCUCUCUUUUUUUUUGGCAGUCUUGCAUCACAAUAAGUUGACUCAUACAGAUCUGAAACCUGAAAAUAUUUUAUUUGUAGAAUCUGAUUAUAUAGUAAAGUAUAAUUCUAAAAUGGUAAGUUCACUUGCUUUAAGACUUCUUCCCAGUGGGCUGUUUCUACUUUUUUAUGGUCAACCAUGCCAUAUACAAUUUCUAAGUUUUGCUCGCAUCAAGCAGCCUUUACCAUAACACAAGAUGUAUUCAAGUGCAUAUUCAGGUAUUCUACUUAAGUACUUUGUGGCUGCUAAGACCAAAAUCUAUUGAUAAAUUAUAGUAAAGGCCUUGAACAGAAGAUCAGUCAUUUUUUCACAUUUAUGUGAAGAUGCAGCAGAUGUGCUGAUGACAAAGCAAAUCAGUACUUGAACUACUAAUUGUUAUGUUGAUGAGAUUUCUCACAAGGCUUAUGGAUAUAGUAUAGUUAAGGAACUGUGAAACUAUGGAUUUGGAUUUCCUAUGUAAAAAUUAGUUCACCUAGGUUAGCUGUUGUAUCAUUGCUCUUAAUAUGAAAAGCAUGGCUUGUUAAACUACAUUUGCCUUAGGUAAGUAUAGAGGCUUCCCCCACUCCCAAAUAGGAAGAAGGAGAUUUUGCCAAUUCCAUGUGCAUGAACAGUAGACCCAGAACGGAGUAAAUCUGCAGAAAGCAUGAUUUGUUAAGUCUUUGUGUUAACAAUGAGAUUCAACUUCUUUUUAAAAAAUAAUGAUGCUCAUUUUGACUUUGUUACAGAGGCGGGAUGAACGGACACUGAAAAAUACAGAUAUUAAAAUUGUAGACUUUGGAAGUGCAACAUAUGACAAUGAACAUCAUAGCACUUUAGUGUCUACAAGGCACUACAGAGCACCUGAAGUUAUAUUAGGUUAGUAGAGAAUUUUGCUGGAAAUGUAACAAUUCUAGGAAACAUAUUUAAAUAAUAUUUAUAUAAUUUAAACAUUUGAAAAAUUACUUUUAAUAUUCAUGUAUAAUAUUACUGCUUAGUUGUGUUCCAUAAAAGUGGAGGAAAAUAGUAAAUCUAAGAAUGGUGGAUGGUUUAUGAAAUAACCUCAAGAUUGUUCAGGAGAUGGCUUUCUAGUCUGGAUUGAAUUUUCAACUAACUAAUGUUUUGUGAAUUGUGUUAUAGCCCUUGGGUGGUCCCAACCCUGUGAUGUCUGGAGCAUAGGAUGCAUUCUGAUUGAAUAUUACCUUGGUUUUACAGUCUUUCAGGUAUGUGUAUGUCAUUUUUAUUUAGAACUUUUCACUUGAGUUGCAGUUCAAAAUCUGGUUUAAAAUAUAUGUUAAUGCUUUCAUUUGAUUUUUGGCAUUUCUACAAGUAUGUAGAGUUGAAAUGCUCGAAAUGUUAAAUGUACCCUAGUCCUGCAAAUGUUUCAUAACACACUAACAUUUAAAGACUUUGGCUGAGAUUGUUUGGAGAACAAAGUUACUUUGUAAAAUGUGUGGAAAGAGUUUGAGCUGCAUCCAUUAGAGCCACUCAGCUGACGGUAAGGUCUCCACCUGCAGAUCAGGGAAGGAAGUUUUCAGCUCUUACCCCAGGGUCUUCCUUAAAUCCUCCCCUGACAGUCCCCAAACCCUCUGGAGCAGAUUUAGGGUGGGCUACGAAGUCAGAACGGUGCAAUCGCCAAAAAUUGCACCCCUUUCUGUUCAGUUUAAGGAAUCUACCAUUAACUGAGUGUCACUGUUGGAUACAAUCCAAUAUAUUUAUGGUAUACUUGUCGAUAACAUCUUUGGAGGGACUGCACGCUUUUUGGUAUAAUGUAGAUCUGAAACUGCUGCACAUUACUGGGGCUUCUAUCGUGCUUAUGCCAGAAUUCUUUCUGUUAUCAAUUUUUAUGGGCCAGAACAAGGAUAUGCUAUUCAAGGACCUGCUGUUAUUUCUGUUGGUCAUUGCUAGACAAACAGUUGCUCAGCAGUAGAAGUUUCUGAACACUUGGGACUUACUGUGUGUAUUAGAAAUGUCUGGUUGGUGGUGACAGCAGAAAAACUGACACAUAAGAGACAAGGAAAAACCACAGCCUUUUUAUGCCACUUGUUGGAUAUUUAUUACAUCUGCUUCUAACAACAGCCUGCAAAAAAACAGUUUCAGUUAAUUUCAGUUAUUUGGGAAGUUUAAUGUUUUUCUGACCUCAUUUGAGACUUAAUUACAAAUUUCAAUUCUCUGUAUGAUCUUGAUUAUACCAGUUCUUUUUUCUGUUUUCUUUAUUCUGUAUUCCUUUGUUUGUUUCCUUCUGGUGUUCCAUAAAGCUGAAAACCUGAGCGGUGGGUGGGAAUGUUAUACUUAGAAGAUUAACAACACUGAGUUAGAGGGGGAAAACAACGCCUCUAUACUACUGUAUAAUACAUUCAAUUCCUGCCCCUCCCCUUUCCAGACACAUGACAGUAAGGAACAUCUGGCAAUGAUGGAGAGGAUUCUAGGACCUUUACCCACACACAUGAUUAAAAAAUCAAGGUAAAUUUAUUUUAAAUUGUAUAAAUGUUGUAUACAAGUGGUUAAAAAUAUGCUUUGUUUUCUGUUUUUGUAAACUACUUAAGCAUGAAGUUAUAAUUGUAUAUGCCACUUCCACAUUCUGCAGUUAAGAAAUUAAACUGAACAAAAAUUUCCAUUUCAUUGACUGUUGGAAUUCUUACAUGAUUUUGUGAUUGUUAUUACAUGAAAAUGCUAAGAACAACAGGAGACACCAGUAGUUAUUAUGAAACAAGGGGAGUUGGUCUGUCCAAUUGAAAUUUAUCACUUCAAUCCUGUUGAGCUACAACAUAUAUAAUGGAUCUGAAUAUGUACUCUGGGCUCUCCCUCUCUUUCUCCCCUGUAUUUGAAAUUCGCAGUUGAUUUUAGCAGCAGCUGUUUAAUUUCAUUGUUUGACUUGUAGAGACCAAAGUGGUAGGGAAGCUCUCCUCCCCCCCCCCACUCUAUAUUGAGAUGCUGCUGUAGGAUUUCUAGACCUUCCUCUUGGCUUCCUGAGGAGGAGAAACAGCAGAGUAAGACCAAGCACAGCAAUCCAUGAGUAAAUAACAGAAGGGUGAUGGGGAAGUGAGGAAAUAUGCUUAAGAGAUGAAAGAGCACAGGGGAGCUUAGGUAAGAGACUUGUAAGGAUGGACACCCAUUCUUUGAAGCUUGCAUUUAAGCUGCUAGAUUUAAGACUGAUAUCCUAUUUACACAGUGGAAUACAUCCACUGAUCUCAGUGGGACCUGCUUCCAAGGACACGUGAGGUAGCAAUGGCCACAAAGCUGACAGUGGUCAGAUUGUUCAGAGAAAGAACUUUUGGAACCUUAGAAACUAUUGUCGGGAAAAGAUCUGAUGAAGAUUAUACCUGUCAGGAUGUGUAAAGGAAGUGGUCCAGAGCUCACAGAAAUGGUGAGAGAAAGGAAUCAAAGAGAAUCAGCUGGAAAUUAAAAAUAUCUCAAGGACAAGGGGAAGAAGGCUGCACUUCAACAACUAAAAAAGAAAGGAUAUAUUUCAUGCAGCUUUUUUGUAUACAGGAAACGUUACUUCCACCAUGACCAGUUGGACUGGGAUGAACAUAGUUCUGCAGGUCGCUAUGUUAGGAGGCGGUGUAAACCACUAAAGGUAAGAGAGCACUAUAUUCUUCCCUCUACUUGAUUCUGGAAUCCAAAGAGAUGUAUCUAAAGUUUCUUUCUCUUUUUCCAGGAAUUCAUGCACUGUCAUGAUAAAGACCAUAAAAAUCUUUUUGACCUCAUUCGUAGGAUGUUGGAGUAUGACCCUGUCAAGAGAAUUACUCUAGAUGAAGCCCUGGAGCAUCAUUUUUUUGACCCUUUAAAAAAUAGAUAA